Messenger RNA from Pelobates cultripes (western spadefoot toad), 47863 nucleotides. The record is from the annotation of a GenBank genome assembly. NCBI's taxonomy places the organism in Eukaryota, Metazoa, Chordata, Amphibia, Anura, Pelobatidae.
UGUGUAGGGGGGCUGCUGGAACAGGAGUAGGAGGGAGGGAUGGGACAGCGGCUGUCUUUUUCAGAUAACAUAAUCUGCAGAAUAACAUAGACCCUUGGACCUGUGAGGAAGCUUUAGUUCGCGAAAAGCACUAAGCACAGAGCAGGCAGAGGAAAGAUCUGUAAAGAUGGGCAGCAUCAGCAAGGAGCUCACUUUUGGCACUGACAAUCACCAUCUGCAUGACAAACGCAUAGGCACCAAAGAACACAUCCUUAGUGACAGCAGAGUGCUAAAGAGGGAUUACCACCAUAGGUGAGUGCUUACCUGGGUGGGCAGAGAACACCUAACCUAGGGUGGCAAUAGAUCUAUACAAUGUGUGUUUCAGAUCCUGUAGAUUUUGACAAAAAAAAUUAAGUUUCAUGUAGUUGCAUGACUUUUUCAUUGACUGUAUGAUAAAUAUCUUGCAUUGCUGAAGAACUCAAAUUGGCAUACAGGGUUAUAGCCUAUUAGUCCACUAUCCCGGUGGGUUUAAUACGAAUUAGAGUUACAGUAAUGCUUAGGUUUACUUCCUGGAUGUUGUGUGUAAUAUUUCAAGCUGCUUUGUGUUCCAGACAGUUAAACUGUUCAGUUUACUGUCGUAAAGAAAGCAGGCAUACUCUUAUACAUAUCAUAUUAUUCACAUUUGGACCUCACAGGCUUAUUUAAAGCCAGAUGCCAUUUCUCUUAAAUAGGACUUUGGCUGAACUUUUAUUCACGUUAGGUGCAUUGCAGGUCAAAUAGUCAGGGUUGGCUUAUUUUUAAUAAGGUAAGAGUAAAUAUACAUAUUGGUAUUGUCAUUGCCUUUAUUAUCAGUGUAAUUCAAUGAAGGGUUUACCCGUUCAUAAGCCUGGAAUAACCUUUAAACCUAUUUGGUGCUCUCUACCAAGGUGUUCCCUUGAUCAAAAAGUAGAUAUUUCUUAACUGAUUCAGUUUAGAGCAAACUGAUAUCAUUCUAGGUAAGAAAUUGUGAAUUGUUUGCUUAUAUAUAGGCUAAAAACCCAUCUUUAGCAUCAGUUCUAUAAGACAUAUGUGUAAAACUGUGAAAGAUUACUGUAGCCUGCUGUACAUCGCAUGGCAGGGUGGAAAAACAUAUAAGGAUGCUAAGUGCCACUGAAUGUGUCUCCAGGUCUUCCUGUUCUACUUAACUCAGUUGCUGUCUAACUAAGUCUGUUCUAAUGUCAAGACAAGAUGACAAAACAAUAAGAAGCUGUUAACAUAGUUCUAAUCCCACUCCUACCAUUAUCUGGGGGCACACAGCAAAAGAUCUAUCUGUUCUUUCCAAUACAUGGCCACAUAGAAGGUGUAAGGUAUUGGGUUAGAGUACAAUGAGUCCCUCCUACAAAAUUCCAUGGUUUUCACACAAACAGAAAGAAACUAUAAUUUUGUACACUCAGUCUUUCCCGAUUUUUAUAGAAUGGUACAAGCACUGGUAAAAAGUGUGUCAGGGCACAUACAACCCCAAUAACAGGGCAAUGCAGUCACAAGAAUAUAAUGGGACAUACAGUCUAUCCCAUGUACUAUAGGCGACAUAAAGAAAAUGAGGCUCUAUAUAUAUAUAAUCUCAUUACAGAUUAAUGGUUCCCAGUUAAGUAUACGUUCUGCUGUUGUACUGUAGUCCCGUCAUUCAGUUUCAGCCGCAGGGGCAGGCCAAAGGACAUUACUGUAGUUUAACAAAGUUUGUCAAUGGAAGGUAUAGAGGGAUGGCCUGCUCUACAGAUUGACACAAGAGGUUGCAGAACCUGUUGUCUAUGACAGAUGUCCAAGACUGAUACUUGGUCUCUCUCCACAGAGUGUUCGUGAAUCGGAGCCUGUCCAUGGAGAAAAUAAAAUGCUUUGGUUUUGAUAUGGAUUACACACUGGCUAGUGAGUUAUUGUCAUUUGCACAUGUAAAUAAUGGGUACCUGAGAAUGGCUGGUCUCUGUGGUGGAAAGGAUGUAUAAAGGGAGAUAAAAUAAUAAAAACAUUUGAAGAGCAUGAUUAGUUUAUUGGAUACAUUUGACUGCUUCAGUAUUGCUUACUAAAAAGUAAGUAUUCUGAUGUUCUAAUAUAUGGGCUAUGGGAGGUCAUUUGUUAUAGGUCACAUCUCCAUUUCUGUAAGCCUGUGGCAGGACCCAUUUUCUGAAUACAGACAAGUUAUCCAGAAGUGGCUCACUUUGGUUGACCUAUCUUUGAUCAAACUGGCUGAAGUUAAAAUUUUGUCCACAAGUGACAACCCAAAACUGGAGUUUGGAUAACAAGCUCACAAAAUGUCCAUUCCCCAGUGUAGGGUUGUACUUUGUCAGACCAUUUAGUGAUAUAAGUAAGUGUUAUUCGUCAAUGUGACUAACCUAAAAAUAUUUCAACCCCCUAAAACAGUCUUUGUCACACACGAUAUUAGAGGUCUAAACUGUGCUGGGUCAGCUUGGCAAAGAUCCCAUUAGCAGUUAAACUGUGGUUGGGUGUCAUUCACAAAGUUUAAUAAAAUUCACUUAGAGGGGAACUAUCCCUUCCAGGUAUCUUCUCCUUAACGAAUAUGUAUUUGAGAUGUGAGAUGUGAAAAACAAAAUUAAACAUAUCUUGAUAUUGCCUGGUGUUCAACUAGAAGAAAAUCUCCAGUCUAUUUCAAGAAGUAGUGGUCUGGUACCAGCUACAGCCAGUUACAUAGCAUGGACAUGGAUGUCUAUCACACUGCAUAUGUAGAGAGCUGACAUGGGCAUAUAAACAGUUUAUUUUUUUUUUUUUUUAUAACUUAACCCCUUAAGGACUGAGCCAAAUGUACACGUUGUGAACAAAACAAAACGUAAACAAAACCUGACAUUUGCGCUACAUGUCUGUCCAACCGUAAUUCUCCUCUUUCAUAGUAAAUGCACCCACCCUUAUUAUAUAUCAUUUUAUUCAGGGGAAACAGGGCUUUCAUUUAAUAUCAAAUAUUUAGCUAUGAAACAUAAUUUAAUAUGACAAAAAUGGGAGAAAAUAAUAUUUUUUAAGAUUUUUUUUUAGUUCUACAACACAUUUUAACUGUCAAUGUCAUAAUACUGUUUCCUUUUACUGCAAUAAAAUACACAUAUUUGUAUUCAGCAAAGUCUCACAUGUAAAACAGUACCCCCUAUGUACAGGUUUUAUGGUGUUUUGGGAAGUUACAGGGUCAAAUAUAGCACGUUACAUUUGAAAUUGAAAUUCGCCAGAUUGGUUACGUUGCCUUUGAGACUGUAUAGUAGCCCAGGAAUUAAAUUUACACCCAUAAUGGCAUACCAUUUGCAAUAGUAGACAACCCAAGGUAUUGCAAAUGGGGUAUGUCCAGUCUUUUUUAGUAGCCAUUUGGUCACAAACACUGGCCAAAGUUAGCGUUAAUAUUUGUUUGUGUGAAAAAUGCAAAAACCGCCAAUUUUGGCCAGUUUUUGUGACUAAGUGGCUACUAAAAAACUCUAGACAUACCCCAUUUGCAAUACCUUUGGUUGUCUACUAUUGCAAAUGGUAUGCCAUCAUAGGGGUAAUUUUCAUUCUUGGGUUACCAUAGGGUCUCAAAGGCAACGUUACCAAUCUGGCGAAUUUUAAUGUGAAAAAAAUGAAACACAAGCCUUAUAUUUGACGCUGUAACUUUUGAGAACACCAUAAAACCUGUACAUGAGGGGUGCUGUUGUACUCGGGAGACUUCGCUGAACACAAAUAGUUGUGUUUCAAAACAGUAAAAAGUAUCACAGCAAUAAUAUUGUCUGUGUAAGUGCUGUUUGUGUGUGAAAAAUGCAAAAUAAUUCACUUUUACUGGCGAUAUCAUCAUUGUAAUACAUUUUACUGUUUUGAGCAAAGUCUCCUGAGUAAAACAGUACCCCCCAUGUACAGGUUUUAUGGUGUCUUGGGAAGUUAUAGGGUUAAAUAUAGUGCUAGCAAAUUAAAUUCCCUAUACUUUCGGCAUGGGUUGUCAGGCAGGUCCCGCUAAUUGUAAUGAAUUAAAAUACCUAAUUAUGUAAAAAUAUUAUAUAAAUAUAUAUUAGAAUUAAUAUAUGUAUAUAUAUACGUAUGUGUAUAUAUAUAUAUAUAUAUAUAUAUAUAUAUAUAUGUAUGUGUAUAUAUAUAUAUAUAUAUAUAUUUUUUUUUUUUAUAUAUAGGUAUAUAUAUAUAUAUAUAUAUAUAUAGUGAUAUAUACGUAUAUAUUUAUGUAUAAUAUAUGUAAUAGUAGGGAUUGAAGAAACAAACACGUAUUUAUGACACUGUAGUGCUGGUGUGGUAGUUUCGGUGACCAGCCUUGCUCCGAUCAUCCUGAAAAAGUGAAAUUACUCACUAUUCCCCUCACACCACGCCAGUUUUGCUUUAGCUGGUCCCGCCUCCAUGACUGGAAUAAUCAGUCUUGAUGAUCUCAGCCAGUAAAAAGAAAAGUAGAAAAGUAUUGGGAAGCUAUUGUGCAUGCCUGGUAAAACACUUUGCUGCGCCAUUCAGCAUCUCCUCAUGGAGAUUCAUUGAAACAAUACAUCUCUAUAGAGAACAUUCAGCGUCUCCAUGAAGAGCGUGGAGACACUGAACACCAGUUCUGCACAUUGUGCAUCACUGGAAUAGGAAGCACCUCUAGUGGCCGUCUGGGUAACUGUCACUAGAGGUGUUACUAGACAGCAAUUUAAACAAUGCAUUUUGUCUGAAAAGGCAGCGUUUACAUUAAAAUGCCUACAGGAGCAGUAUAAAGAUACCCGAACCACUACAUUAAGUUGUAAUUGUUCUGGUGACUAUAGUGUCCCUUUAAAUUAAUAAUAGUUGUGGUUACUUUAGCUGCAUUACCAAGCUAAUCUAGAUCCUUGCAGGGUAGUCUGUAACUCCUCAUGUUCAAAUGUGAAGUGUAAUUUGAAACUUUUCAAAUAAAUACAACUGACAGUCGCUACAUUUCUAGAUCAGGGUUAUUCCACGUGCCCGUAUUUCUUUUAUCCAACCCAUAUCGUGCCUGUUUUAGAAUUAUUAUUGGUUUAGCCAGUCAAAUCCCUCAGUCAUGCAUUGGAAUACUCCAUGGCUUUCUAUUGUACUUUUAUAAAACACAGAUAAUUUGUCAUUUUCAGAAGUAAUAUUUUUCCAGUACAAAUGUUGAAAGACAUGGCAUGUAUCAAGCAAGGUGCGUGCUGUUUUUAUUUAGGGUUACCAGAUCCACCAUGUUUUCAGGGACACAUGUCACUUAUACAGAUUGAUGGGCAGCACAUGAAAAGGGUUGCCGUGCGGUAUGUAGAACUCAGAAGAAGGUGUAUAAAAUAAAAUGAUUUGGCAAUGUAAAAUCCUGCAGAAUAUGCAUUGUACAUACUGCUGGGCAAACCUUUUCAUGCGUUUUCAUAAAUAUGCUGCUCACAUCAAAUCACCUGUAUGUGUGUGAUAGAGGAAUAAGCAUGUGCCUUCUCUAAAUCUACUGGUGUGUAUUCUUACUGUUCAGACACCAGGAGAUGAUUGCUUAAGCACGCCACUGUUAGAGGCCCAGGAAGAAUAGGGUUAUUUACUAAAGUGAGAAUUCAAAUUGUAUUUCAAAUUUAAGGGAAAAGUAGCCGGAAUGUUUCUCCAAGUCAGCUAUUUGGUUUGGUUACUUUGUCUUAAAAUGUUCAAUUCACUUUGAAUUUGCACUUUAGUGAAUAACCCUGUAAAUGUUAAAACAUCAAAUUUUCUAAUAAUAUGGAAUCACUGAGUAGGGGUGACAUAGGAAUCUCCCUGUAUGCUACAGCUUGAUCAUAGAGAAAAUAAUGGCAUAUACUGUAUUUUUCCAUCUAUAAGAUGCCCCCAUGCAUAAGACAACCCCUAGUUUUUGAGCCCAAACUUAAGAAAUACAUAUUUUAAACUGUAGCACUGAAGUCCCUACCGCUCCCGGGUCCUUUCACACUCCGGUAGGCUGCUCCCCAUCCUGCUGUUAGCCUACUGGGGAUGUCGGGGCAAGACCUCACCCUGCAACGUCUAUCUGUUGUCUGGAGCCAUGAGAUCUUGGCGUGGUCCAGAGUGAUGCGAGAAAGCAUUCAGUUGUGCAAGAUCUCCGAGACCUGCACACACAAUCGAUCAAAUUCACGGAGAAGCGCCUCAUCAACUUUAAGUAUGUCAGCAGGUCGCAGAGGUGUAGAACACCUAUGUCCGCGGGAACCUGGCAGUAGUGUAUUCAACCGUCAGCUGAGUGUUCUGUCAGCGAGUAGCCAAGUUCUGUACCCCAGUUGCACUGAGUAAGUACUGUAAGUAUUUGGCCUAAUAAUUAGAUUUUUGAAGGUGCUCCAGCCACAUGCGACUAGCUUGGUUGGCUGUCAAGCCCUGCGCACAAGUGUUUUUUUUUAACCCUUGCAAUGUCAUUCCAUGUAUAAGACGACCACCAAUUUUAGACACAAAUUUUUUAGAAAAAAACAUAGUCUUAUACAUGGAAAAAUACGGUAAAUUACAAAGAGCAUGCUAUCAUUUGGCUGUAUUUAUAUACAUUACCUUAAGGUUUAUUUAAAAAAUGUGACAUCAUACAUCUCAGUUCUAUCUUGACAGAGCCAUGGUACAAAAGUGAUGGCACCAAAUCUGUCCUUCUACUCUAUAUCAAUAUAUUAGUAACAGUUUUACCUGUAAUAACAUUCAUAUUGAUUGAUAGCCUUGAGAGUUUGUGACAUGGAUAGUUGUUUUGUAAAUAACCAUUGCAGGGCCUUUUCUUUAUAAUUUCCAGAAGUUUUUUUUUCUCUUUUCUGCCCUGAGCUUACCGCUCCUAUUCUCCCCUCCUGUUGGUAAAUUUGGACCAAAGAUAUGGGACAUAUCAACAGAGAGAAGAAUUCACAUAAAGUAGGCCAAGACAGUUAAAUCUUGUUAGAAGAGUUAGGUUCAGUUUACACUACCUGGGAUAUAUGGCAUGAAUGAUUUAUCAGCUCACAUAUUUCCUUUAUAUUACUCUGUGGAGUAAAAACUUGCAAGACAUCACUUAGAAUAAACAAAACUGUUGAGAAAAAAAAGGUUAAAAAAGCAAAUACUGCUCUUUUUGUUUACUUCUUUUCGUGUUUAUUUUUAUUCAUAUUUUCUUUUUUUUUAUGCUCUUAUCUAUAAUCAUUGCUACUACUUACAUGGGGACCCCGCUCUCUCAACAGUGUUGAGAAUAUCAGACACCUGCACCUUGCACAACACAGGCAGACGGACCCCCUACGACCGAUAAAAUAAUGGUGUCUAUCUUAGCUAAAACCCCUCCCCCUGCCACUCCCAUGGUUAUAGGUAAUAGAUAGGAUGCCACAUAAUGUACAAUGUAUAUUGGAGCAAUGCACACACAUGGUACUCUAACAUGUCCAGAACUACUAGGAACUCCUUAGACACGUACAUGCAGGCAUCCAAACCUAUAAGCUUGAGCUGUUUUUUUACACGCUGUUAACAACAAUGUAUCGCAAGGAAAACACCUUACCAUAGUUUGUCAAAAUGAUAAACCAAGCACGAAAAAUAAAGAAUUAAAAAAUAAAAUAAAAAGCAAACUAGGUUACUCUACUUUGCACAUAUUAGCAAACACAAAUUCUAAUAUUCUGUCUCUAAUUUUCCUCUUUGCCACUCUCACCUGUAGUGUACCGGUCGCCUGACUAUGAGGAGCUUGGGUUUGAACUGUUGUUGGACCGGUUGGUCUGCAUUGGAUAUCCUCAUCAGACACUGGAAUAUAAAUAUGAUCCCACUUUUCCAGCAAGGUGAGUGAUUUCACUUUUAUUACCAUUUUUCCAACUCAAAAUGGCUUCUUUAUGAUAAUGCAAACUGCUGAUAGAACCUGGACACAUACUUUUGGUUGGAGAAUAGAAUCUUGGUCAACAAAUUCCUAUUGAACACAAACAUGUAUUGAAUCAAUGCAUCUUUAUGAGGAAAGUUUAGUGUCUGCAUGCAAGGGGUGGAGACACUGAAUGGCAGUAUUGCACAGGGUGCUGCACUGCCCCAGGAAGCACCUCCAGUAGUCAUCUGAGGAGUAGCCAGUGGAGGUAUCCCUAGACUGUAAUGUAAACAUUGCAUUUUCUCUGAAAAGACAGUGUUUACUGCAAAAAGCCGGAAGGGAAUGCUUCUAAUCAAUAGAACAAAUACAAUUAGUUGUAGUUGUUCUGGUGACUAUAGUGUCCCUUUAACAGCAUUGAAUUCUACCACAAUUUCAUUUUUUUUUACCCUCGUAUUGGCAUUUUUCUUAGUUACAUAGUAAUCCUGGUUAAAAAAGACUCAAGCCCAUCAAAUGCUACCUUUCACAUCUCUGUUGCUGUUGUUGAUCGCAAAGAAGGAAAAACUCUGAUUAUCCAGUUUGUAAAAAAAAAAAAAAAAUAUAUAUAUAUAUAUAUAUAUAUAUAAUCAUUUAAACAAUAUUGUUACCCAAGUGCAUGAUGGCACUGUUACAAAUGCUUUGUACAUUCUCAGCAUCACAGCAUAUUGCAUACUCAACAUCGAACCUAAUAUGCGUGGAAUUACCUAGGUGCAAAAUUUAUAAUAAGGCAAUUUUGGUGUUUCUGCUCAUUCUGAUAAGUGAACGUUGUUGCUCUUGGCUUUGAUUGAGAGUAUUUAAACAGACAUUAAAGGGACACUAUAGUCACCAGAACCACUACAGCCUGCAGGCUGAGCACUGUAAAUGUUGCAUUUUCAGAAAAGAUGCCACUCGGGGCGCUUCCUAUAUCAGUGGUGCACUGUAUGCAGCACUGGCGUUCAGUGUCUCCACACUCUGCAUGGAGAUACUGAACACUCUCCAUAAAGAAACAUAAGGAGAUGCUAAUUGACGCAGAGCAGUGUUUUGCAGCGUAUGCGCUUCAGCCUCCCAAUACUUUCCUAUGAGAAAGCAUUGGAUUUGCUGAAAUCAUCAAUGUUCAUAAUCUCAGCAUUGAAGUUGGAGACAGCCGUGGCGAGACGACCGUGGCAUGUAAGAAAAAAUGAGUAAAAUCACCUUCCCCAUGCGAUCGGAGGGGGGCCAGUCAUCUAAAUAGUUAAACGAUAUAGUAUCCUGAAAUACAUAUUUGUAUUCCUGACUCUAUGGUGUUUCUUUAACUAUCAAUAACUGUAGUGUCAAGUGGUACAGGAGAUACUGUAGCUGGACCAGUGACUAUAGAGCUAUCUCAUUGGGCCACUGUAUUGUAGAAAAUCCCCCACACGCACAGAGAUAAACAAGGCAAAUAUCCAUGAGACAAAACAAAGUAAAAGUAUAUAGUUUGUUCUUUUGUUAUAGUUUCUCUCUGAUAAUGAACGAAAGGAGAAUUUCAAAUUUAAGAUGAAAAUAGCUAAAAAUUCCCUAAGUUGGCUAUGCUUUCAGUUCAACUACUCUAGCCUUAAAUUUAUAAUUCACAUUGAAUUCACCUUAGAAAAUAACUCUGUAUGUACCAUGAAGGGAUAUUAAUGAUUGUCAGUCCUAUGAACACAAAUUAUUCUACCAUACUGUCCCUUUACAUUGACUUCUUGUUCUUUUCGACAUAUACAUAUUACAUUCUUACUUUGUUCUACAUUCAAAAGAUUACAUCGUUUCUAUUCUACACACAGAUAUUAUAUUGUUUUUCUGUUCCAUGGCUAAACAGGUGCUAUUUUGGGGGCAAAGUGCUAAGCAGUUGAAAAACAUUCUAUUAGUUUCCAUGCUGUUAGCUCCCUAAUUACAUUAGAAUAGCAUAUGUUUCUGCCUUAAUAGAUCCUGUACGUUGUUACUCUUAUCUACAUACAGAUAAUACAUUGUUAUUCUGUUCUACAUAUAGCUAUUACAUUAUUUUGUUCUACAUACAGGUAUUACUUUGUAAUGCUGUUAUGCAUACAUAAAUGAAAGUCUGUUUCCAAAGUACAAAUUCUAAUUCUAAACUCUCUCAUUUUCUGUCCCAUUUAUAGCUAUUAUUGUCUUUUGUAACCCCACAUGCUCCAACCUGCUGCCCUAUAUACAGAUAUUGCAAUGUCACUUUGCUCUACAUACAGGCUAACUGAGUAUUCUGAUAUUAUUAUUAUUUAUUAUUAUUGUAUUAUUUAUAUAGCGCCAGCAGACUCCGUAGCGCUGUACAAUGGGUAUGUUUACAUAUAUUAUAUUGCCACACAUAUACUACACCUAUUUUACUAUAAUGAUAUUAGUGGUGUUCUGUUUUAUUUGAUCUUACAUGCAGCUAUAGAUUUAUUCUUGUGUUCAGUUUUCUUUCUGAUUGCAUGUAUACUCCUAUGUGUAUGUAUUACACUUCUAUAUAGUCCUACUUACAUUGUUAUUUGUAUCUAGAUGAAUGUGUUAUUUCUAUGUGCAGAUUUGUCAGUGCUAUGCUAUCAUUUGCACAAAGCCUGUUAUCUCGUGUAGGCAGAUACUAUUUUGUGUUGUGUCAUGUUACACCUGUGUAUUCUUUGAUAUUUAGAUCACAUUUGUAUUCUAUAUUUUUAACCCGGAACAUGUAAAUGGCUUCUCCAAAAUAUUAACAGGCUCUUCUAAAGCAUUUUAAUUAUGUAAUUAAAAACCCAGUGUAGGGGGGGCGGGGCCUGACCGCCAUGCUGACUGGUCGCGUGCGGGAGAGGCUCUUGCACAAUCUGGCCAUCUGGGCCGAAAACUACGGAACAAACUGCUCUUAUUUCAGCCUAGAGGUACAGCAAAGUGAGCAGGGAGCUGUGGGCACUACUGCAGGCCCCAAGAUCGGGAGCUUUGGAGACCCUGAGGGUUAUACACAGCUUUGGAGCCUGUGGCCUAAGCGGGAGAGAAGCGGGGUGGACGGCCGCCACCCUGCUCGAUAAUCUAGCAGCCACACAGCAACCCUGUGACACUCCUCACAGGCCCCGUCCCCCCCCCAUGGCCCGGGGGGGUUAUCCCGGUCCACAGUGGAGAGAUCUGACACCAUCAGGAGCAGAUCCCACGGACCUUGGUCUGCUCUCGGACACCCGCGCUCUCUAAACAAAAUGGCUGCCUCACAGUCUGAACUAGAAAAGCUGACUACCUGCAGACAGGAACCACAACACUGCUAAAUGCUGGCUGGAGCACCCACUCCUGGACUGUCUAGCCACACCAGCAGAGGAAAUGGCAGCCCAAGCCUUUGUGCCAGGCAACUGGGUCCGGCUGCCCUCCUGGACAUUGAGACGUGAGAGGAUGUUCCUCACAUCGCAACCCAACGCCAGCACGAAUUACACCAGCCAGGACCCCCAGAUACAGGACCAGGCCUUAAACCGACGGAGCAGUACUUACCGAACUCUCCUACUUGCUGGAACCCUGCCAUCACUUCCUGCACACAAAUCAGCAGCGGGAGUGUGCUGAAGAUCGCAUACCUGAGGGGACUGUGUUCUGUCUUUGUCUGUAGCACCCAGGUUGACUUUUUGUUUCUCACCACCUCUUCUCAUUAUUUUCGCACUGCACUAAGUCCCCCAUGUCACACACCACUACACUUGCACUGUAUAUUUCAUAGCGACAAACUGAUCAACGAGACUGUUCUUAAAUGUCUAGAAUCUUAAUACCUCACCUACUGUGUUUUCGCUGCUCAGGCCUGUCGUGAUUACAUGGAAUGUAUGUCUUACAAGCAAACACAAAUAGGCAUAAAGGUGGUGAUGCUUAGAUGGUACUGCGAGGAUACUCCACAAAAUAAGCGUGAUCAAAAUCUAUACUUAAAGCAUGUUAACCUAAAGAGUCAUGUGACUAGCCAACUGUAUUGCUAUUGACUGCUCUUCUGACUCCAUUACUUAUUUUUCAAUAACAUAAAAUGUGCAUUAUUUCUCAUGUCACACAAUUGUUAAGCUCUACCUGAUGUUAAGCAUGCACCAGCUGUUGUGGCUGUGCAACCCUGUAUGUCUAACUGAUGAACAAAUAAAAUAAAGAAUUGAAAAACCCAGUGUACAGUGGAUAGAAUAGCCAUUUUAGUAUUCAGGUCAUAAUUUCUAUCCCUGUACUGCACGGAUACAUGUAAUUAUUUUCUGUAAUGAACCGGCAAUGAUGCACAGAUCACCUACGUGCAGUUUUAGAUCCCUCAUCUUGGAGAAACCAGGACAUAAACGCAACAGUUUGUCUGAGAUUAAUGUACAUUACACAGGGCCGGUGCAAUGAUUUUUGGCUACAGAUGUGUCUCUCGUAACCCCCCUUUUGAAUUUGUGGUUGUUGUACAGGGGGCUUGGAUAGGGGCUGCCAAAAAGAUAAAAAAAAUUGGAUAAAAAAACCCAAAAAAUUUAUCUCCCCCUCCUUGAGGCUUACCUUGGGCCAAGGAGGAGUGAGAUAGGAGCUGGAGCCUGCAGCCAUCACACAGCAGCAAUUUAAGUCGGCCGGCUUCUCCUGAUGAUGUCUGGAGGAGGGGGCGUGACUUCCACUGCUCUUCUCCCAUCCGCUGGGGAGCCUGGGAGAAGAGCAGUGGAAGUCACGCCCCCUCCUCCUGAGAGGUAAGUUUAAAAAUCCGAGCCCCCACACAGAGGCAGGGGAAUCGGAUUUUUACAGCCGCACGCCAGAACUGUGGUGAUGUUUCCACUUGGGAAAGUACAUAAAUAUAAGGCCCUCCAAUUAACCCCUACACUACAGUAAACUAUCAAUAAACAAUAAGCACUAUACUAUCAACAAAUCUCUUAAAUUACACCACAAUAACUAUUAACCUGGCCUAUACUAUGCUAACAUCCACCCUCCACUACUCUAACCAUUAUACCUUAUUAUCCUUACCUAACAUUUACAUUAACACUAAUCCUAACAUUCUACUGUAUCCAUUAUAGUGAGGUAUUCUAUACUGUGCAUCCAUUAAACUUUGAUAUUCUGUACUCUGUAUCCAUUCUACUGUGGCAUUCUUUACUAUGUCCAUUAUGCUGUGAUGUUCUAUAUGGAAACAUUGUUAACAGUUACAAUUAUCCCUACAAUGCCUAUAACAAGCCCCUAAAAUUGAGUAUUGCAUAAUGAUAAUAAUAAUUAUAACAAAAAUAAUCAAAUAAUAAAUAAAACCUUUAUAAAGUACUCACAUUGAAAUUUUCAUUAUGAACAGAAUCGUUCUUUCUCUUUAUUAGUUGGAGGAUUUUCAGUGAGCUAAGACCAGGUGCUGUCGUUUUGGCAUUUGGCCACAAGGAAUUGUUUGUUCCAGCAUCCGUACAAACCUUGAUCUUUAAAGCGGCUCUGUCACCUUCUGGGGUCUUCCCUUAUUUUGCCCAGGUAGUGACUCGAGUGCUCGCAGCGAGGUGGCUGCGGGGUGGCGGGAAAGGUGAGUUUUACAUACAUGAACCUAUCCUUUACAGCAGUGAUGGUGAACCUUCUUGAGCCCAAAUGCCCAAACCGCAAUACAUGCCAAGUUUUUUUCCAUACCAACACUCCAAUUAAACCUGAAUACUGAGGUUUAAGUUUAGAAAAAACAACUCGUACGGUUGUCCAAACUAAUUAACAUCUUUUGUUUUAAAAGAAGAACACAACAACAGAGAGUUUAAUGAUACAAAUUUUAAAUAAUGAUAUAAAUAAUAGAUACGAUUAAGCUUAUAUUUAUUAGUAUCACCAACAAGUGCAAUACAUACAUACAAUACAUACACACAGACUGCUGAGCACAUUCACACUCCGACUGCUGAAUACAUACACACACUGACACACACACAGACUGCUAAAUACACACACAGUCCGCUGAAUACAUGCACAAAGUCAGCUGAAUACACACUCAAACAAACAUACACACAGACUGCUGAAUACAUACACACAGUCCGCUGAAUAUAUACACACAGACUGCUGAAUACACAGACUGCUGAAUACACACACACACAGAAUGCCGAGUACACACAGACAGACUGCUGAAUACAUACACACGGUCUGCUGAAUACAUACACACAGUCUGCUGAAUACAUACACACAAACACACACACAGACUGAUGCAUACACACACAAAGUCUGCUGAAUACACACACACAGACUGCUGAAUACAUACAGACUGCUAAAUACACACUCACACACACAUACUGCAUUGAGUGGUGCGAUGUAUGUGGUUGUGUGUACAGGUGCAGAGUGUUUGUGGAGUGCUGUGUGUGAAGGGUGCUGUGAAGGAUGCUGUGUGUGUGUGUCUGUCGGGUGCUGUGUGUAUGUGUGUGUUUGAGGAGUGCUGUGUGUGUGGGGUGAGGGAUGCUGUUUGGGGAGGAGGAGUGCUGUGUGUGUGGGAGGGGUUCUGUGUGUGUGGGUGGGGUGCUGUGUGUGUGAGGGGUAGGGGUGCUGUGUGGGAGGGAGUGCUGUGUGUGGGGGGGGUGCUUUGUGGGGGGAGGGGUGAUAUGUGUUUGAGGAGUGCUGUGUUUGUGAGGCUGGUGCUGUGUCUGUGGGGGGAGGGAGGGAUGCUGUUUGGGGAGGAGGAGGAGUGCUGUGUGUGUGGAAGGGGUUCUGUGUGUGUGGGUGGGGGUGCUGUGUGUGUGAGGGGUAGGGGUGCUGUGUGGGGGGAGGUGCUGUGUGGGGAGGGGUGAUGUCUGGGGGGAGGAGUGCUGUGUGUGGGGGAGGAGUGCUGUGUGGGGGUGGUAGGGUGCUGUGUGGGGGGGGGGGUGGUGGUAAAGAUACAUUAAGAAAAAUACAUAAAAUCUUAAUCCCCCCCCCUCCCUUUUUCUUACCUUUGGUGACGGAAGGGGGACACAGCCAGCCCUGGUGGUCCGGUGGUGGUAAGUAUGUGUCUAGCUGCAGCUCUCCUGUCCUCCCGUGCAAUGCUGUGUGGUACGUUGCCAUGGCAACGCGAGGCAACGCUCCAAACAGCCUGCUUACGGGGGGACAGGAGAGCUGCUUGCCAGAUUCCUCGCUCUGCCUCCUGGUCCUCCCGAUACGAAUGCAGAGUAGGCGUCUGCCGUUUUGGGGCCUACUCUGCAUUACUGCCAACUGGUGCCGGCACCCACCCCCCCCACCAACCCCUCCAGCAAACUAUGGCCGCACGUCCACAGAGAGGGCUCAGUAUGCGAUAGGUUCACCAUUACUGCUUUACGGCAUUCUAUCAGAUCAUCUUCAGCUCCUGAUGCUUCUUUUGCCAGGAACCAACGUCAAUGCUGUAUUCUCUUGUAUGUGCUGGAGUACAACACUGGUGUCUGUGGAGGACCAGGAGAGACUUCAGGAUCCUCCACAGACAGAGCGUUUUUCCCUCGGCUAUCACUAGUGACGGCUGAAGGCUCGAAAAAGUUUGACAGUGGUAGCUCUGCUUUUUUGUCAAGAUUUGUCAGGUGUUGGAAAAAUACAUACUUUGUCUUUUGAUAUCUUUUGACUGGGCUGGAAUUUCAGUGAAAUUCAAAUCUAUUGAAUUCCUAUUAUGGAAUACGCCUUUUGGGGGAGGGGUGACAGAGCAGCUUUAAAGGACCACUAUAUGCACCCAGACCACUUCAGCUCAAUGAAGUGGUCUGGGUGCCAGGUCCAUCUAGUGUUAACCCUGCAGCUGUAAACAUAGCAGUUUCAGAGAAACUGCUAUGUUUACAUUAGGGUUAAUCCAACCUCUAGUGGCUGUCUCAUUGAUCACAGUGAGAAGACCCUAUAAGAACCUAUAGAGCCAGGAAAAUGGGUUUGUUUUCCUGGCACUAUAGUGGUCCUUUAACUUUGUCUCAGCAAUGCUUAUGAUUUUACUGUGGUUUUGUCCAGUUUGUAUUUUGCCUUUAUAAAUUCCUGUGCUUUCUUUGUAAGAAAUAAGGUGGUUUCAUUUUUUUAAAUUUAAAAAAUAUAUAGUCAUGGGAAUAAGAACAUUCACCCUCUUUGAAUUCUAUGUUUUUACAUAUCAGGGCAUAAUAAUCAUCUGUAAAGUCUGAGAUGUAACUCUUGGGUUUUUUGCGAUUUCUCUGCACUGCAUUGCACAGUCUGCAUCGACCUGGAAGAUUGGCAACUGUAUUGAUAGUUUUCCACUGUUUUCCACUUUUGAAUAAUCUUUCUCACUGUAGAAAGAUGGACAUUAGAUUGCAUUGCACAGUCUGCAUCGACCUGGAAGAUUGGCAACUGUAUUGAAUGUUUUCCACUGUUUUCCACUUUUGAAUAAUCUUUCUCACUGUAGAAAGAUGGACAUUAGAUUGUUUGGAAACGGCCUUAUAACUCUUCCCAGUUUGAUGGGCAGCAACAAUUGCUUCUCCAAGAUCAUUACUGAUGUCUUUCCUCUGGCAUUGUGUUAACACACAUCUGAAUGCUCCAGACCAGCAAACUGCUAAGACUUUGACUUUAAAAGAGGUGGUCACACUUGCUGAUGAUCAGUUAAUCAAUGACAUUUGAUUAGCAGCACCUGUCUGCUACUUAGCCUCUUAAUUCAUAUGGAAGCAGUAAGGGUGUACUUCGUUUUUCACACAUGGCUUCUCCAUUUUGGCUUUAUUUUUGUUAUAUAAAUCAUGACACGGUGUAAUAGGUCAUGUGCUGUUGUUCAUCUGAGGUUGUAUUUACCUAAUUUUAAGACCUGCUAAUGAACAGAUGAUUGUUAUCAUGAGAUGAUAUGUAAAACCAUAGAAUUCAAAGAGGGUGCUCGCUCUUAUUCUCAUGAUUGUAUAUAUAAUUUGUUUUUAAAAAAUUUUUUAAACAUUUGUUUGUUUUGUUCCAUUUGGAGUUUGCUGUUACACUACAUCCUCUUUGUGAACAGAUUACUCAGUCCGUGUUACCUUGUUCCAUUUGUUUGGCAGGGGCCUGGUGUUUGAUUGCCACCGUGGGACCCUGCUGAAAGUUGAUUCUAAUGGGAACGUACUUGUCUGCACGCAUGGCUUCCGUUUCUUGAAAGGGUGAGCGUGGGGAGGUCUGUAAUCCGUGUAUAACUCUCUCCUGUUCCCCUCGGUGAGCUCAGCCUUGGCUAUGGGAUAGAAACAAGGACUGGAUAGAGAACAAGAUAGCUGUUUGAUGCUGUCAUGAUACUAUAUUCUGCACAGCUGACUUAACUUUCAUAUCCCUGUGGGUUUAAUAUCUCUAUAAAUAAGUCCAUUGUCCAGAGGCCAGAAUUCCUUCCAAUCAACUCUAUGUCCUCCAUUUGUUCCUUCCCCGGACCCUUGCCAUGGUGCAGACAGCCCUUCACAAGAUGUUUACUAAAGAAUAAAUAAACAUUGGGAUCUGCUUUCAGGGUGAGAUCAGGUGAAUUGUAGAGAGCCUUUCUAUCUAGUGCCGUAUAGUUGAAACUGUUGUUGAAUAGAGAGGAUGAGGGAAGUUGGGGGGCUAGCAUAAAUUAUUAGUAAGUCACUUAAAACUUCUCAACAUAGCUCUUCCCUGGCCACACCCCUAAAAUUAAAGUGAUAGGCUUCUUAUAAACCAAUAAGGGUCCAUUAUGUCCAUCUCUAAUCUAAUUCCAAUCAGCUCAGAAAUCUGGGAUAUUUAUCCAAAUAAAUUCAUCCAGAGAGAUGACACCAAGAGGUUCCAUGUCCUCAACACACUCUUCAAUCUGUCGGGUGAGUGUUAAACAUUUUACAUUAUUUUUAUAAUAUUUUAAACUAUUUGUUGAUAUUGGACCACAAACCAACCAGCUACAGCGUCCCAUCCAGUGGAAUGUAUAUAACUCAACAAGAUUGCUGAAUUAGGCAAAUCAUGAUUCUGCAUCUCAUACAUAGAAAAGGUUCUGUGUUUUAAUGCUCUUUUACUAACAAUAUUUUAAUAAAAGGGACACUUUACUGCCCAAAUACAAAAUAAAUAAAAGCUGCUGUUUAGUAGAUAUAACCCCAAUUAACACUUGCAUGCAUUUCAUUUUUUCAUUGGGGUUAUAUCUAAAAUCAGCUUGCAAAACCUGCAGUUCUGUUGUGAGCUGCCUUUGCAAUCUCUCCCCUUCUAACCCUACCCAGCCUUUCUGUGGCUGUCCAAUCACAGCUCAAUUAGAAGUCUUUGUAAGUCAGUAGCUCUUAGGCACUUGCUGCCUUUUGAGGUUAGCUGCACUGAGCUAACCAAACCAGGAAGUAAUGGCACAUGUUGUCUGCUUGAAAGCCAAGAGGGUGUAACUAGGUUAAUUUACAAAAGAGUCACUUUCUAUUGAAAUCUGCACUGUUUGAAAAAUUAAACUUUUUGCAUAAAGCUUUUCAGGAAGCUAAAGUUGCUUAGGGUUCUGGAGUGACCCUUUAACCAUUGAGAUAGCACAAAGCAGAUUAAAAGAAGAUCAUGCACUAUUACAGGUGUCAGAUAUAACAGUUCCCUGAAAAUGGUACCUCCGGUCAUUAGGAUUGUCAAGUUUGCCCUGUUCCAAAAGAAACAUUACCUCGACAUCCACAUCCAUGCUGCUGCACAUCGUAUUUACAAAUUAUAUGUAAUCAGAUCACUUUAUUGCUGUAGUCUCUUUGGUAACACUGAUGUCUGCAUAUGAAUUUUGCACAAUUUACCGGAAGAGAUUAAAUGUAUUUGAUGACAAAAACAGCAGAUGUAUUAGCCUUGCUAGUCAGUCUGUUUUAAUGCAUCUCCUCUUAAAAAAAAAACAAAAAAAAAACAUAUAGUGUAGAUUGGAUUAACUAUAUUAGUCGAGUAGACAAGAUGCCAAAAUACCAGUGUUGCAGUAUGCAAUGAUACCUUUUUUAGUCCAAUAAAAAAAGGUUACAUUGUAUAUGUAUGUAUGUAUAUGUGUGUGUGUGUGUGUGUGUGUGUAUGUGUGUGUGUGUGUGUAUAUAUAUAUAUAUAUAUAUAUAUGUGUGUAUAUAUAUGUAUAUAUAUAUAUAUAUAUAUAUAUAUAUAUAUAUAUAUAUAUAUAUAAUCAUAUAGGGGCACACCUGGAUUUAGAAACUUUAACUCGAUUUGUUGUGCAAAAAAAUGUUCAAAGAAUGUGCAGCUAUAUGAUUUUUCAUUAUACUGUAUAUCUAUCGCUGGUUUGCACCCUGGUUAUAUCUUAUAAAUUCAAGUUAUGGGAAUAGUGCAAUACUUACUUUUUGCAAAUAUAUAUAUAUAUAUGUGAAACUUUAGACUUAAAAAAAUAAAACAAAACCAGAAAUGCAACUAUUUGCUCUCCCUUUACAGAAACAUACCUGUAUGCCUGUUUAGUGGAUUUCUUCAACAACUGUUCUCGAUAUGUAAAGUAAGUGUGUGUCCUCAUUCUAUUAAUAUAUGUGUUAGAGGGGGUUACAGCGAAAAGAAUGUGUUGUUUUGAAUGCUAUCUAAGUAAAAACGAAAUCUGGAUUCUACUUCAUUAUAUACAAAAAAAAAAAACACAAUGUUUUUUGAUUGCUAAAUUAUGUAUAUUAAUAGGUAUUAUCCCUAUCAAUGACACCUGACCAGAGAAUUAUAUGAUAUUUAUAUGUGUGACACACUGUGCAGAACUCAAAAUCCCUGGGAAUGUAAAUAUCACGAGGUUAUAUGGAGUAAUAGGAGGGGUUAUAGGGGAGGUUAUAUGGAGUAAUAGGAGGGGUUAUAGGGAGAGGUUAUAUGGAGUAAUAGGAGGGGUUAUAGAGAGAAGUAAUAUGGAGUAAUAGGAGGGGUUAUAGGGAGAGGUUAUAUGGAGUAAUAGGAGGGAUUAUAGGGAGAGGUUAUAUGGAGUAAUAGGAGGGGUUAUAGGGAGAGGUUAUAUGAAGUAAUAGGAGGGGUUAUAGAUUAUAUGGAGUAAUAGGAGGGGUUAUAGGGAGGGGUUAUAUGGAGUAAGGGGAGGGGUUAUAGGGAGAGGUUAUAUGGAGUAAUAGGAGGGGAUGUAGGGAGAGGUUAUAUGGAGUAAUAGGAGGGGAUGUAGGGAGAGGUUAUAUGGAGUAAUAGGGGUUAUAUGGAGUAAUAGGAGGGGAUGUAGGGAGAGGUUAUAUGGAGUAAUGGUGGUUAUAGAGAAGAAUUAUAAGGAGUAAUAGGGAAGAUUAUAUGAAUACAUUUAGUUAAGCAAGGCAAGUUGUUAUAAGAAGAUAUUACAAGGAGCAGUAUAAUUGAUAACUCAAUUUGUAUAAUCUACUUUAUAUCAUAUAUAAUCAUACAGAGGAGUGUUUAGAUCUAUAUGUGUAUGUGUUUCUCUUUCUCUCUCUCUCUCUCUCUCAAUACUGUUUUUUUUUUUUAAAACCAUGAACUGAAUGCCCUAUGUUCCUGCAUUUCUCUGCAGCUGUGACACUGGGUAUCGCCACGGGAACCUAUUUAUGUCAUUUCAGAGUAUAUUCCAGGACGUGCGAGAUGCUAUGGACUACGUGCAUGACUCGGUGAGGUUAAUGAAAGGGUGUGGAGGCCUUUCACACUAUCUCACUGCAAUGUAUGCCUGCUGCACGUCAACACAGGCACUAUACACUGGCGAUAAGAGCUCAGAAUACUCAUCUCCUUCUGUGCUAAAGCAUAGUGGGCUAGAGGACAUGCCCACAAUUGUUUUGCAAGAGAUAAUGUUUUAAAAAACGUAUCCAGUAAAGACCUGAAAUACAUGCACAUAGUUUCAGGAAGGCUCUGUAUGUAAAAAUAAAAAAAAUGUCUUAUAUAUACUAGGACCUAAACAUUGCUGAACCAGUAAUCACCACAUUCACUAGCAGUAAGCUUUAGUGUACUUUUCACAGGAUGUCUUUAUAAAUGUUGCAAUGUGUAAUAAAUAGGUACAUAUGCUUUAGUUACUAUUAGGAGACUGGUCUUUGUACUUGAAUUAGUAUUCUGAACACAUGUAUAACAGGACUAAUAUAAACAAACGGAUGGUGCUAAAACUUUAGAAAUUCUAGGAAGUCAUAGUAAGACUUGGUGAUUGGGUUCUAAGUGUUCUAGAACUUUGGAAUGUGAUAGACUUGCUUCUAUGUCAACAUGGAGUACUCUUAUUGAGGAACCACGACCAUCAAACCAAUCAGAAAAUGAAAAAAAGACUAGGCAUUCUCAAUCAGUAAUGUAACAAAAUGUUAUCUUCCUUCUUAACACAGAAAGAGAACAUGUAUAAUGUAUUGUGAGACAGUAAUCACCUAAUACAUGGAUUAACAUUAUGAAGGACCCUAAUGAAAGUCCCACUUUCAGACUCUAUUUUAGCAGUUUAGUCAAAAUAAAGGUUGUUGUUAACUACUGUCCUGCAGUAUAGUACUUGCUAUAUUCUAUAGUACGGCCUUCCCAAUGCCAUGCUACAUAAGCAGGAAUAAGGGAUUCAGAAUGUUAACUCCACCUCUCUUUGCCUAUUUUUCCCACAGUCCCAUGUAUGCUAAUUCUUAAUACCUUUGCUUGUGCGUUAUUCAGUUGCUAUUAAGUAUAAAUGUCUUUUGACAUUGAAGUUGGUUAAUGUGGGUUCAUUGAGGAAAGUGGGAGCAUUUCAGUUUUGUUUUUUUUAGAUGGUACUCAUUUUUUCAAAUUCCUGUUUUAUGGGAAAACCUUAUGAAGGAGUCAAUAUGCUGUGCUAUAGAAACAUAUGGGAAAUUUAGCAAAGCAAAUUGUGUCUUAUUCAGAAGCAAUGCAGUGUUUUUCAGUUUACACAUUUAUUUUCAUUCAUAUUUCCUUUUUUGUCUCAGUAUAUCUUACGUUUCACUUAUAGUUAUAGUUAUAUUCUGUCUCUUUUCAAUUCAGGGCUGUCUGAAGGAGAAAACCUUAAAGAAUCUGGAUAAAUAUGUCGUAAAGGAUGUAUGUAAUUUAUUUUCUAUAUUGAGUCUUUAGGGAUAUUGUGGUUCAUUUUUAAUUAUUGUUCAUUCACGUAAUUUCCCAGGAUGCAUUUAAUAUUGGUAUUUUAGAUACAUAUUGAGUAACCUUUUGCUGCACAUUAUACACAAAUGCUGUUCAAGGACAACCAAAACCUUGCGAGCUCCAUACCUCUACCUAAAUAUAUGAAAUGAGCAAUUUGUUAACCAGAUAAACGGAUUAUCUUCCAAGAGAUUAUUUUACAUACUUGGUUAGUUAAAAUAGUGUUAACAAUUCUGUGUUAGAGCUGGGAAACCCAGGAAGAAAUCCUGGUCAGAGCACUUGACAUCAAAUACUGGGAGAUUCAGGUUUGAAUCCCAGUCGGACCACCUGUCCUGAGUGUCCUCAAAUACUCAGAUUGUAAGCUUGUUUGAACAGGGCCUUCUUAUAAUUGUAAAGCACUAUGGAAUAUGUUUUUUGCUAAAUAAAUGCUAAUAUGAUAGCAAUGGCUCUUAAUCCUCGGGUAAAAUUUGGAGUGGGUCAACCACCAGUAAUAAUUCAGAUUCUUUAGCAGCUCUGACUUUCUACAUGCAGUGAAGUCCAUGACACAGAGUAUUCUAAUGCAGACUAAAAACGUCAUAUGCACCAAUGUGCUGUAGUAGUUUUUUUUAUUAUUAUUAUUAUAUGUAAAGCGCCAACAAAUUCUGCAAUGCAGUACAAUAGUGGGACUAAAAAACAAGUUGUCACAACAAGACAUGUUAGACGUACAGGAACAGAAGGUGCUGAGUUGCUACUCAAACAAGCUCACAUUCUAAGCCAGGAGUUGCAUGUCAUCCCCCUAUUGUAAGUAGUUAAAUCAUCUUAUAAUGGGGUAUGCCCAACCCCACUCCAUGGCUCCACUCAGUUUUUAGAGAGCUCAAAGCUCUUGCUUACGAUUCUUGUUAGGCUGCAUUGGAGAUAGGGAAUGGUGCCCAAUGGACCCCAGGUAAGAAGACAAACUGUACUGAAUCAGUUGACUACUUACUUUGGGGGAAGGCUAGCACCAGGAUACUCUUGGCACCAUACACACUACAGUGAGCUGGAGUGGUUAUAGUUCUACAGUGAGCUAGAGUGGUUAUAGUUCUUAGAGCGUUCCUGUAAUACACAUAACAGUAGAAGAAUAGGUCUCUAAAGUAAUUGUGGAAUUGAAGAAUGGGUUGGCGAGGUAAUGCUUUAUAUGUAAUUUGGGUCCUCAUCCCAAAAUGUUAAGAAUCACUACUAAAGUGUGAGGGUUUGUUAAAUCCCAAAACCAUUAACUAGAUGAAUCUUCCCAUAAUCCUUCUUGCUUUUUUCUUACAGGCACGGAUUCCUUUACUGUUGAGUCGCAUGAGAGAUGUGGGCAAAGUCUUUUUGGCUACAAACAGUGACUACACCUAUACAGAUGUGAGUAUAAAUAAGUUUAUUCACUCUGAUUGCUAAAUAGAGUUUCUACUCCAUGUAUAAUUUCCCUUGUCUUUUCUACAGGCCAUCAUGACCUACCUGUUUGAUGUUGGUUGUGGUAUAUGCAAGGUGAGCCUAAUUUAAUCUGUAUUCCAAUAUUUCUUCUACACUGUGAUAUUUGCAAAAUACUCUCUAAAUUCACUCUAACACGCUUAAUUCAAUGUGCGUGUACCGAAAUACCUUUUAUCAUAAAAAAAAUUUGGGGCCUAUUAAAUUAAAUAAGGCUGCUUACUAUAUAGGGCCAUCAUACAUAUAUUGGCAUUGGUUAUAAAUGUAAUAUUUGCCUGUGAUGAGCACAAUAGAUCAAGUGCAUAGCUGUGAGGCGUACAGCUGAAGCCUCAGCCAGCAUUUUAUAAUGUUUGCUCAUCUGUCUAACACACUCUGAUAGUCUACUGAGUAACCACCCUGCUAGUGCAUCUCCCAAAUAUUGUGUGUGUGUGUGUUUAUGUAUUCAUUAUCAGUGUUCACAUGGAAAGCCUCACAUGUAAGUUAGAGGGCAACCAUCACUUCUCUUGAAAUAUGCAUAAUGGAAAAACAUUGAAAAUCACCUAUAACUUGUGUGUUGUAUUCUUGUUGUUUCUCAUGAAAUGCUCUGUUUUCUUUCAAAUUUAAAUUAAAUGGUUAGCAUAGGGCUGGGCCGUUAUCAGCCACUGCAAACAUUGCAUUUGAGGAGAAGAAAUAGAAACUUUUAAGGAUAGUCACUGAAGUAAGAAUUGCUGAUUAUUCACAGUGAAUUCAAAGUGAAUUUAGAAUUAUGGUCAAAAUUGCUGAAAAGGAAGCAUCGCUGACUUGAGACAUGUUUCCAGUUUAGCUAUUUUCUUGAAUCUUACAUGUUAAAUUCCUGACAUAACUCACUUCAGUGAAUAACAAUGAUUGUUUAAUUACUCUUGUAGGUUUUCUCUAUGCUAAACGCCAGGUGCAAAGGACAGCAUUUAUGUAUGACCUGCAAUAGCAUAUGGCAGAAUAUCAGUGUCUGGAAACAUUGGUGUGUGGUUGAUAACAACAUGCGUGUCCAGGACAGAAUAAUAUUUCUACAUGAAGGAUACAUUUAGGAUUUUCAAAUACUAGAUCAUCACUUGUAUGUAUGAAUAUCAAUGGGCUUACAUCUGUUUGUGAAUGAACAAGUGCAAGAUUGGGCAAGUGUCAACAGCUUGCUGUGAAUGAGUCAGAGAGAUAAGGAACACAGCCAUUGUAAGUGGGUGAAGGCUAUAAUAACUAGCGUAGUCUGUGCACAAUUAACUUCAUGUAUAAUAAUAUUGAAGUUAUUUGUUCUAUGGGUACAUAACACUGGCCCUUUAAAUACUGUUGAGAUACAUUUCCCAUGAUUCUCAGCUAGAUAUUGCUAUGGGAUGGAGUUAAUACUGUUCUCCAUUUUUUUUUUUUAUGUGCUGUAUAAAGCCCGAUCAAGAACAUGUUAAUAUCUGUGCUCUCAGUGUUCUGGAUUCUGAAUAAUGUAAUCUCCGGGAAUGGUACAUAGCUUUGAGAGCUGUGCUGUUCCGUUCCAUAGACUGAGCUCCAAUGACUGCCUGUACAUUGUGUUUAUCUCACAUUGUUCACAUGUGGUGGUUUGUGCAAUGUUAUAACACAGUUGUAGUGUUUACUGGCGAGGCUGUCUAAGCUCCUUAAAUCCUUUUUCCACUGUAGUUAAUAAAAUUAUUAGUUUUAGGGAUUUAUUUACUUAUUGUAAUUCCAAAGAGAAACGCCAAGGUUAAAUACUUUACAGGAGGGUGUUUUAAAUGUGAUCCUAGACCAAAUGCAGUCGCAAAUCCCUCACAAAUUGUGGCCCUCAGUCUCAGAUUUUCAUUUUAAUUAAAUGUGGCGUACUAUACAUUACGAUAUCCAUUCAAGGUCUUCAGGUUCACUUAUAAUCAUUACAUUAUAGCUUAAGUAAAGUAAAAAUUUAUAUUAGAAAUCCUACUAGAUUAAAAUAGUUUUUCCACUUAAAAAAACUACACAAAUUAAAAAAAAAAAAACAUUUAUUGCAUAAACACACAAUAUAAGACGACUCAAAAAGGCAACUCCCAUAGUUGACCCAAUAAAAUAAAUGUCCUGCAAUAAUCAAAAACAAAUGGUUUUAAUUAGAAACAUAGAAACAUAGAAACAUAGAAUGUGACGGCAGAUAAGAACCAUUCGGCCCAUCUAGUCUGCCCAGAAACAUUCCAUAAAUAAUCCCAUGUCAGAAGGAUUGUAAAAAAUAUCUACUGUUCUAGUAUUUCUUAGCAGUGGUGCUAACUAGAGGCAUUGCUAGAAUUUAAAAUCACCCAGGGCACAAGCCUAAAACACAUAUUGGUGACCCCACACCAAAGCCCCCACCCAUGGUCCUUCCCAAAAUCCACCCCUUAAUAAAGCUUUUGACGGACUCACUGAUACAUACAUAAAUAUACACACUCUGUUAGAUACGCACAGAUACCUACAUAAACCCAUAGAUACACAAACACGCACAAAAGUAUGCAUUCACACACAGGACCACAGAUAAAGGUACAUACACACAGACAUGCACUAUCAUACACACAGAAAGGCACAUCCAGACACACACAUAGGAGAGCACAAACAAAGACAGGCAUGCACGGGAAAAGACAUAUACACACACAUACUCAUGCAUAGACACACAUACACAGCCAUAUGCAUAAACAAGCAUGCACAGUCAGAUACAUAGACAGACACACAGGCACAGAAAUUCACAGACGCACACAGCGACACAUACACAGAAACUCUGACACACAUACACAAUAAGGCUCAGAACAACACACAAAGUACAAAAAUGGAUGCUGGUUCCUUUCCCAGUAUCAAAGAUCAAAGUAUGUCUCUGUGCAGGGGGUAGUAAGUGAGCAGGCCACGGUGUCUGGCUUACUCUUUCAGGGCUGGCAGCCAAAAGCCUCUUCCUGUUUAGUGUGAGUAAGGGAGCAUUUGGAGUAAGCCGCCGGCCCUCUGCUUCGUCUUUAACUCAGGCAUCUCUGUAGUUCCAUUCUGCUGUCCCUGCCCCGUCUCCUCUGUGUAUCUUAAGAAAAAGGAGAAGCAACAGUUAAAAAACACAGGGACACAGGAAGAGGCUUUGUCUUUAUUUAAAAGGUGCUGCUUUGACUCUCGGCUCAGACUCUCUGAGGAGACCAGGCAGGGAGAGCAGAACAGAACUAGAGAUCUGAUGGGGUAAAUGAGAACCGGGGCUGAACAGCGGCACAUUUGGGGCUGCAGCCCCCCAGCCCUCCCCUGUCUUUGACACUGGUGUUAACUAACAAUGCAAUUCCAUUUUGAUAACAUGACAUUCCAUUUCAUGAAGAUGGGUCUGUCACCUAUGCUCCGCUGAAUCAAAAUAUUUUUGGCAAAUGUCAGAUAAUAAUUGUUGAAAUAACUUUACGUUCUGGCCUUGUACUGGUUGGUCUCAUAUCUCAUACUUUUUUUUUUUUUUUUUUUACACUUGAAUUUUAUUGGAGUUUAAAUACUCAAAAUACAACUUAGACUUGAUAUGUAAACAAUAACAAUUUUGCAUAUAAGUAAUAUCAAUUUUGCAUGUAUAUUGUUUCAGUUUUGCAUCAACAUCGUCUGAACAACUGACAUUGGCUAUAAUAGGUUUUUGUCUAUGUGUCUGGCAGUUGCUAGAGGUUAACAUGGGCAUAUGGUAACGAUAGCCUUAGGGGCAUUAUGCAGUAGGUGUAUUGCUACCCAGGGGGGUGUGAAAACCUCUGUGUACAGGAGCUGUAUGGGGCUAUGGUGGUCCUUUUGGGUCGAGUGUCCCAGGGCUGGUCUCUCGUGCGCCGUGCCAUAUGGCUGCUAGGGCCUGCGAGAGUCCAUCAGGUGGAGUGUAGUUUCCACAUGCUAAUGCUUAGGGCUGUCUCUUUGUUAGAGUCGGCGCGUCGGUGUCUUUACUCGGCCCCUUGUUGCUCUUGGGCUGAUGCUGCACUUGGUUGUCACCCCCACCGGUCUCUCUCUUGUCCGCAUGUUGUAGGUUCAGCUUCCUGAGGAAUAUCUCCUGGUCAUCGUUGGAGGACAAGGUAAGCAUCUGGUCUCCCCGUGGUACCACCAGGGAUCCGUCUGCACCCCACCGGUAUCUGAUUUCAGCUUCCUUUAGUCUUUUUGCUAUAGGCGCCAGUUGUCUCCUUUCCACCAGCGCUGCGAAUGGGAGGUCCUCAUAGAAGGCCACUGUGCUACCAUUCAAUUGCACUGUGCCGAGGGUUCUGGACCGCUAUUGUGUUUCUGGGCGUAUCCACUGGCGCUGUUGUGGCUUUGCGGAUUCUGAAUGCGGAAAGUGUCAGGCCAGGCUCGGCGCUCCCCUUAAUGCCCAUCACUGUGAGUAAGUGUCUGUGGGGCAAUAAGGCUUCUCUUCCAACACUCUCUGGGAUGCCUUGGAUGCGGAUAUUCCGCCGUCUAUGCCGUGAUUCCAGUGUUGUAACAGUUCGCGUAAGUGUCUGGACCUGACAGCUAAGGACUUGCACCAUAUUAUUGGUUUGCUGCAGCUGGUGGUCCCUUGUGUUCUCUCUGGAUUCCACCACUGUAAGCCGCUGCUGGAGAUCGCCCACCUCCUUUUUUGUGCUCCGCAGGUCUCCACACCUCUCGCAUUUCUUCUAGUAAGUCUCUUAUGUCCCUCUUUGUUACUGGAGAGGAUUCUUCCUCUGAUUCUGAGGCUUGGUAGUGGGCCCCAUCUUCUGCUGGAGGCAAGGUAAGGUUUUCUCUGUCCUCAUGGGAGUCGUCUGAGGUCUCGCUGAGUGCUUCAGGCGCCAUUUUGGAGGGAGCUGGUGGAGAAGGCCUUGUAAACACAUGCCUAAUAUCGGGGGUUUUAGGCAGCUCCGUGAGGUGGAAAUUCUUAUUUUGCACACCGAUGAUGUCUCUGGGUGGGAGGCUUGUGUGUGGAUGCUUGUGGGAGCCGUUUUUCGGGUCUUCGGUCUUUGGUACGGAGCUCCACAGCAGCACGUCCGUUCAGCAAGGCAGUUGGCCAUGCCCCCCUCAUAUCUACCUUGUUAUAUAAAUGUAAUGAUUUUUGGUAUCUGAGACAAUCCUUUAUGUGGAGAGAUAAUUAGCUUCAUAGAUAUUAUAGGUAAUUCUGCAUAUUUAGUAGGUAUGUAAGUCUUUACACAAUGCUCACAGCACACUUUUCCAUACAAAUUUUUGGUUUUGGUUUGGAUGAGUCAUAUUGCAAUUAAUAAAUAGAUUAGCUCUUAAAGGGUUAACCUUAGUUUCCAAUACUUGGUCUGGUGUCAUUUUAUUGUCCAUCUGGAAAAACAAACCUAUUGUGAUUGAAUUAAAGUCACUGAAGGACUAGAGGUGACAGUGGGAUAAUAUGCAUAGUAUACUACCACAUCAUAGUUCUUGUCAAGCUGCCUGAUAAUAUAUUUGUUGUUGGCUGUAACCUUACAAUUAGGUCGGCAUUUGCCACAAGACAGAUCAGAUACACAGUGCUGAAAAAGCUAAAGAGUGGGGGCAUCCAGCCUGAGUCUUUCAAUGUGCCGAAACCAUUUAAAAGCUUUUUAUUUUGUGAAAAAAUGCAGCAUCAGACAUAUACUGAAGGUUAUUCAACAAUGCAAAUGAAUCUAUUACUCAUUUCAAUGCUUUAAAUAUUUACUUAUAUUUGUUUAAAAUUCAGCACUUACAUGGUUUGUGUGUAGUUUUUUUUAUAUUAUAUUACAACAUAUCCUAUUAAAGGCCAAUGAAGAUCUUUAUUUAUAAAAUAUUUUAAUGGGAAGGAUACAUUGAGAUUUCUCUCGUUUUCAAGUAUGUCCUGGGAUAACAAUGCAAUUCUUAAAGACUCUAAUGGAAUGGCCUAACCGGUUACCAUUAACAAAUUUAACAAAGACCUAAUGUUAGGUCCCUGUCAUCUAUGAAAUGUGUACCUUGUAUAUCUCAGGGCUCACAAUUUCCACUUAGCUCUAGUCAUUGGCAAGUAAAAAUGUAGCAUUGGUGAGUAGAAAUUCACCCUUAGUGAGUCUGCUGUGGAUCCUUGCAAUGGCAAGUAACUUAUUAAGUAACACUCCAAGCACCACUACAGUGUAGUUUUAGUGCCCUGGUUCCACUCCUUGCCUCCUCUCUGCAGGAAGUGAGAGCCUGAAACGCCUGCUAGAAGCUUCCAAUCACACUCUUGAUCGAAGCCAUCAAAGUCAUUGGCAGAGACCGAGAGCUGAUCUGCACUGCCAGGCUUUACCCAUGUUGUGCUCUACAGUAAGGUAGAUAUCUGCUUGGUUUUAAUUUUAAGGACAUGUCAUCACUAGUGAUGUCCCGAACGGUUCGCCGCGGACGGCGAACAUAUGCGCUGUUUGGUCCGCCCCCUAUUCAUCAUCAUUGAGUAAACUUUGACCCUGUACCUCACAGUCAGCAGACACAUUCCAGCCAAUCAGCAGCAGACCCUCCCUCCCAGACCCUCCCACCUCCUGGACAGCUCACUAAGAAUGCAGCUUCACAAUGAAUGUAAAGUGGAUGCUGAGGUACAGGGUCAAAGUUUACUCAAUGAUGACGAAUAGGGGGCGGACCGAACAGCGCAUAUGUUCGCCGUCCGUGGCGAACCGUUAGGGACAUCACUAGUCAUCACCUCCAAGACCUGGAGUUGGAAACCCUUGCUUUUGCAUCUGUGAGUAUAAAAGGGUUAUUUACUAAAGUGAGAAUUCAAAGUGAAUUUCACAUCUGGGGUCUAUGUCAGCUGUGCUUCCAUUUUGGCUGGCCUUAAAUUUGAAAUUCACUUUGAAUUUUCCUUUUAGUGAAUAACCCUGUAAGUGUUCUGCUGUGCUAGUUGGAUUUGCUCAAUUUAACUGUUCUAAAUAUGUCCUUUUAUCUCAUAGAACAGUGAUUCCUCACAAAAAUUGUGGCGCUCUUAUUUUGAUCUGAUCGUUGUGGACACCAGAAAGCCUCUCUUCUUUGCAGAGGGCACAGUCCUACGCCAGGUGGACACUGUAAGUAUUUAAUAAAAUGAAGAAUUCUGCACAUUAUCUCCUACUGCAGUUUGCUAGAUUACCACCUUACUCUGGUGAAUAAGAAUGCAGUCCAGUAAUGGUUAAAUAGUUCCCGCUAUUAAUUAUCUAACACUUGCUCGAUUCUGCAUUUACCCUCUGCUUCAUAGUGUAUUAACAAUAGGGGGACAAAAGGCCGGGAUUCCAGGUACAAUAGUUGUAUGGAUGCUCCCCCCAAAUGGUGUGGUCUUCCCAGCUGAUCUCCACUCCUCUAGGACAAAGCUAUAGGUAGUUACAAAGGAAACAAAGAGCAGACUGCAGGUACUGAACUAAAACCACAUAAAUCAACAUAAACCAGAAAAGUAACGUAGGAUUAGGGGAGAUAAUAGGUGGAGGUUAGGUGUAGUUAGAGGAUCUGUAGUGUGUUAGGGAAUUAGAGUCAGCGUUAAGAAUUGUUUAUUACUAGGGGAAUUAGAGUUUUGGUUAGAGGAGAUUAAGUUUGAGAGUUACCCCAAUUUAAGUUGCCGUGGACUGGAAUUGCCAUAACGUAGUAACUGAGCUUGUCCAAAACUUACCACACACAACCAACCUGGUUGAGAGAGAUGUGACUUACAACACACACCAUCUUUAAGGUAGAUAAGCCAUAAACACAAGCCUCCCAUGCUUUAAAAACACCCAUUAUUAACCUUAACUACCACUCUACCUACAUUUUGGGAUACACUCUCAUUUCUAAUACUAGCUAUCCCUAUACCUACUCCAUGGGAUAAACCACAUCAACAGCAGUUGAUACAGCAGUUCUGAACAAUCUAAUCACAGAAUUAAUAGAUAUAGCCAUAAUGGUGCCACGGUGUAGUAUCCCUCUAUGACACAUGGCUGUCUCAUAUCUAGAUCUAAACAUUUUUAAAGUGAGUUCUAAAACAGUAAGAAAAAAUAAUUUUAUUAUAACUGGGAAUAGCUGCUAACACGAAUCCCAUGUGACAAUUAAAAAAGAAAAGAAUAAACAUCAAAACAAAAAUGUAAAACCUCAAGCUCUAACUUGACAAUAACAGACCUGCAUAAAAUUUGAAAACAGUGAAAGUUUCAAAAUCUCUGAUUAGAAUUGUGUUGCCCUCUAGUGGUUAUUAACCAGAAUAAACUGUACAAACCUGAACUUUCCUUUCAAGGGAUACAUUAAUAUUUUUAAUAGGAAUUUCAACCUACCAACAGUUGUGCUCAAAUGCUACUUGUAUAGCUCUUUUAUUCUACACAGGUUAUAAAAUGGUACAUGAUUUAAAAAUAAAGUAGGGAAACAAUCAAUAAAAGAUUAGAUGUCUGGAGAGAUUUUUUUUUUUAAUAAAAAAGGGCUUAAAUGGAUUCAGCAUAUAUCAGUAAAGAGCACUAAAUAAAUUGAAUUAACUAAAGUAACUCAAUUUUACGUUGUUAAAUAUUUAGAAAAGCACAAAAUAAGAAAGAUAACAUUUUUUUUUCCAAACAAUAGUUAAUUAAAUACAGAAUUUUCAAAAGAUAGGACAAAUUGUCCAAAUUUAACUGGAGUAUUUUACUGUCCUAGCCAGUCUAAUCAACAUGUUUAUCCCAGUAGGAUUAUAUAUUCCGACAGACUGAGACACCUUAGAGCAGGGGAAGGCAACCCUCGUUACUCCAGAUGUUUUUGACUACAUCUCCCAUAAUGCUCUUACACCUAUGAUGCUGGUAAAGCAACGGGGGGAUGUAGUCCGCAACAGCUGGAGUGACAAUGGUUGACUACCCCUCUCCCAGAGGGUCACUCAUAUGCUAUUGGGUCACUCAUCCACUAACUACACUCUUCUUUGCAUAAUGAGGUAUCACUUCUUUCCAAGUUUUCUUAAAUAUGUUAUUUGAAAAUCUGUUUUCUAUAAUUCAGAAUGAAGUCAGGAAAACUCUCAUUAUUAUUGAUAAUAUUGCCAUUUAUAUAGCACGUUACAAUAUUAUAGGGGGGGAGGAUUUAACUAUAAAUAGGACAAUUACAAGAAAACUUACAGGAACGAUAGGUUGGAGAGGACCCUGCUCAAAUGAGCUCUCAUCUGUUUUUCCUGCAGAACACCGGAAAGCUGAGGAUUGGAACUUAUACGGGGCCCCAUCAGCACUGCGCAGUGUAUUCAGGAGGUAAUAUUUCCCACACUUGACACCUAUGACCAGAGCCACCAUAAAAAUGUUGGGGGGCACCUACAAAGCUAUUGGCCUCCCAACACCCCAUGAACAGGCGCACACACACACAAAUAUGUGCUACUAGACACAGAUAUAUGCUGCUAGAUACACACAUGCCCACACAUAUAUACCCUCAGACGCACAAAUGCAUACUCCCAGACACAUAUAUAAAUACAUUCAUAUUGGUUUUAGCCACUCUCCUUUUUGUUUACCUUUUGGAUGCAGAAAGAUGGCUUCCCUGGUGUGUUGUGAGGAGUAUACUGUAAAAAGCUAGAUGGCUCAUUUUGCAAUACCACCACAUCCAUAGAACCCUGAAAGAAAGUGAUACAAUGUUACAUACUUUCCACACUACUGUCCUAGUACAAAGGAACCUGUCAAAGGAAGGGUUUGUUCUACUAAAACUAUUUAAGGCAGCCAUAUCAGAGGAACUAUCUCUAUGUCCCCAACCAGUACACAUAGCAAUGCAAUGCACUGACAAGCAGAUAAGCCCAUUGGGAACCUUGCAAGCAAAAGCCAUGUGCUCUUGCUUGCCAGAAGACAACAUACCCUAUUACUUGUCCUCAUCGUUUAAAAGUGCUUGACCUGUGCUUGACCUGUACUUUCUGUUAGCCCUACCUGUAACUUCAGAUUUCAUCUUCUUCUGUUGGUCCAUAUCUGUAACCCCUGUUUUCCCACUGAAUACAAAUCAAUUUACGGUAAAUUGGAAAGUGUACCUGCAGAUUUAUUCUAAGCAUUACAUUCUAGUCUCACAAACAACCAGAUUAAAAUAACAAGCAAAUGUGGUUAAAAUCCAUAAUUUGCUGACAUUUUCUAUUUGUUUAGGUUGUUGAAAAAAAGUUAGCGUUAAAAAAUAAUUACAAAAGGUUGAUCAGUGCAUUCCUGCAAAUGUAUAUUUAAUAGAUCACAAACUAGAUCCCUCACUCCAUUUCAGGUACCUCUGUGUGUCUGUGUCUGACUCUUGCCCUAUCCCUGCAUCAGGCUCUUCCGACAUUGUGUGUGAACUGCUAGCGGUGAAAGGCAAAGACAUUCUUUAUAUGGGGGAUCACAUCUUUGGGGACAUCCUGAAAUCCAAAAAAAGGCAGGGGUGGAGGACCUUCCUGGUGGUGCCAGAACUGGUCAAGGAGCUCAGCAUCUGGACUGAGAGAAGCGGUGAGCAUUUUUGAUUCUCAUGGAACCAUAUACUGUCCAAAACAGUGUUUACUAAAGACCAUAAAACACACUGUAGAAAGCAUUGUUUGCACUCCUGUGUUCUGCAACGCUAUAGUGAACUGUUUAAUUGCAAAAAUGGAAACGGAACCGCACUCAGUUCACUUAAGACAGGGUGCUUAGCUAUACCCAGGGCCUGCACAAGCUCAAAAGAUAACAAAUACCAGUAUUAGAAAAAGGGUCCAGGCACUCUGUCUUCAGGCACCUUUAAUAGAACAUGCAAUGUUUCAACUCCCAGUGGAGUAUUUGUUAAGCUGGUUGAUGUUCUAAUAAAGGUGCCUGAAGACAUUGGAGUGACUGGACCCUUUUUCUAAUAUUGAACUGUUUAGUCACUAGGUGAUGUCUCAAAUAGUGAGAACUCUGCACGUAUGCUGUUCUUAAAUAGAUCACUUAAUACUUAUCUUUGUUGAAGUCUUCUUCAUAUCUCAUAGUUUCUCAGUGAAUUCCAAGUGAGGUUCAAAUUUAAGGCCAAAGUAGCAAAUUGGAAGCAUAGCUGACUUAAAGAGUUUUUCCAUUUAAGCUAUUUUGACCUUAACCCCUAAAGGGAAUCAUGAUGGUAUAUUUUCGUCAUGUGUCCUUAAUGGGUUAAAUUUAAAAUUUACUUUGAAUUCUCACUUUAGUGAAUAACCCGGUUUCUUAUUUAUUGAUUCAGAAUGAAACCAUCUAAUUGCUAUUUCCCACUGCUCUGUGAGUGCUGUAGGCCAGUAAUCACAACAGUCGUUAAAUAGGAGCGGAUGCGCGCUAUGUUUUUGUGAUGGAAACGACAGGAUUUGGCAAUUGACUGGACAUGAGGGGUUAAGGAGAGGUUGGAGUCAGUGAUGUUAUUUGCUAAAUAAUUUCAUAUAUGAAAAAGGCUGAUACAAGGUACAGAUGGUUUUAUUCCAUAGUAUAAAUUCUAGAGAGGUGACAGUUGUUCUUUAAACUAUCUUUUUUUCCCCAUAUUUAAUUCUCCCAUAAAAAAAAGGAUAUGUCAGUUACCUUGCAUGAUAAAAUAUGAUGCUGGUACAUAUGAAUGUUUCUGCUUUAGUAACCUUGUUUUACAGCUUUCACUGUUUUAAAACAAGUCCUUUUUUCAGAGCUAUUUGAUGAAUUAAAACGUCUGGACAUCAUUUUGGCUGAGUCGUAUCAGUAAGUGUCUUGCUUAUGAGGGGAUGUAAGAGCUGUUGCAUAGUCUCCUGUCCUUGUGUUGGGCCUUGGGAUGUUUAUUCUAUAUUCUAUUCAUAAGAAUCCUUACUCUGACUGCCUAUAUUGACCUUAAUUUCUUGCGAUUCUUAGAAUGUGCUUCUUACUUGUAGCAACAUCAUUAAGUCCUUGAGUGUGACUCAGACGGGCUUUACUGAAUUGUAAAGGGGAAUUUUGAGUACUAGUAAUUCUCAGAAUAACAUUCCAAGAUCUUUCACCGAGCUGGAAUGAGGCCUUAGUGGUUCCAUGCUGUCUAUACUGGGUUAAAUGAGAAAAUCUCCAUCCCUGCACUGAGACUCAAACUCUUCAAACCAAUGUUUAUCAAUGUGUCUUUCAUGUCUCUGCAUAUAGGUUCCUAUAUAUUUGGAACCAUUUUAGAUAAAUUUUCUUUUCUCCUUAGGCAUAUGGACAGUGGAAGCAACGAGCAUCCCAACAUCAAGGCGAUACAGAAGCAGAUCCAGGUAUUUUUUCCACCAAUUAAUCAGAAAAUGAAUAGCCUCAAAUGGACAUAUCAAAACCAGAUACAGUGACAAGUUAUUUACUAGGGAAACAGUGCCACAAAAUGUACUGCUUACAACAGAAAUUCAAAUCAUCUUAGAUAUAUAGAUGACUCUGCUCCUGCCUCGUUAAGGCUCAUGCAUCACCGUAUUGUAAAUUCCAUUGGAGGAGAGGGCUGGAAACUUUUUGAUGCUGGGGUCCAGUAAUCCCACUUUUUUUUUUUAUACGUUUUUGAGAUCCUGGGCCACCAGGGCUGCACACAAAACUAUACAGUACUGUGCUUGCUAUAUAAACACUUAGAAUGAAAUUAUACAUACAUAAAUCUUAAAAACCCUGAUAAAUUACUUUUAAUUCUUUCAGAGUCCGUGUGGGUAAUACAAAUCACUAAUAUUAAACAUGCUAGAGAAUUGCUGAUUGCUUUGGGAUUUGAAUAAAUAACAUAUACCACAGCACAGUAGAAACAAAUCUCUAAUCAAGAUUUGAAAUCUUUCAAUUUGAAAGGAAUGAAACAAACGAUAUGGUGGAAAAAAAAACUGUUUGUUUUCCUCUCUGUGCACAGAAAGCCACCCAUGAAAUGGAUAUGUGUUACGGGAAGAUGGGCAGCUUGUUCCGCUGUGGCUCACGACAGACUCUCUUCUCCAGUCAGCUGAUACGCUACGCAGAUCUCUAUGCCGCCUCCUUCAUAAACCUCUUGUAUUACCCCUUAAGCUAUUCCUUCCAGGCUCUCCCAGUGUUGGUAGGUACAUGACUGGUAGAAGGAUUUCCUGAUUGUGCACAGGGGUAAAUAAUCAAACGGGGUUGUGUUCUAAGAAACUCUCCCUUUUCAUCCAGAUAAAGCAUGGUGAGAUUAAAAGUUUACUGAGCCAUGCUGCCUGUAUUAAUUUCUCCUUGGCACUCUGAUUUUGUACGUAUUUCAUCCCAUAUAGUUCUUCCUCUUUUAAAGUGUAGAGAGAGGUAGACGUGCAAUUCAUUUUGGUCCGAAUGUGAAUUCGGACGAAUUUCGGGUAAUUCGGACAUUCGGGUACUUCCGAAUGUCCGAAUAGAUGAAUUGCCGAAUAGAUGAAGUGCCGAAGUUCUGAAGUUCCAAAGCACAGUAUUGCCUAAGAACUAAUAUACUUACCCAGUGGAAGAAUGAAGAAUGUUACACUGUAUACAAUUUUAAAUAAAAAGCAUACAAACAUAGCCAGGAUUCAGCUGUGAGCAUUUGCAAAACUUACAACAAUCAAGUAACAUACAUUCAUAUAAAAUGUAAGUUACUUAGCCAGUCAGUGUAAUGACAGGAAUGAAUAAGUAGAUAACUCCCUAAUUCCCACGGUAUUAGGGAGCUAUCUACUAAAAGGCUGAAAGGCCUAAAUUAGGCUUUCAGCCAGAUUUACUAAUACUAAAGAUUACUUAGUAUUAGUAAAUUAUGCCCCUACUCGCUAUACUGCGAGUAGGGGCAUGUCUAUCAAACAGUGAGCCGCUAGUGGGGGCUUCUAACCUGAAGGGGGACCUAUUGGCCCCCACCCCUGAACGGCGGGUGGGGGCCCUACAGUAAAAUAAGGGAGGGACCUAAUAUCCUCCCCUCUGGCCCCCACCCCUGAGCGGCGGGUGGGGGCCCUAAAUACCAAUGGGGGGGGCCUAUUGUCCUCCCCUUCCCCCUGGCCCCCACCCCUGAGCGGCAGGUGGGGGCCCUAAAUAAAAAUGUUACCACCCCAGGUGACUAGGGGUCCCCAAACCCCUGGUCACCCCUUUCCCCCUCCUCCCCCCCAAAAAAUUAACCCCUACCUACCCCCCUCACACUAAAAAUAAUGAGGGAGGGACCUUUAACUAAGUACCUGUAAAAAAAAAUAUAAAACUUACCAUUUGAUGUCUUCUUUCUUCUAACAUCUUCUUCUUUUUUCAGCCCCCAAAAACUUUUAAAAAAGCACCUUAAAUUUUUUUUAAAAAACGAGCGCAAAAAAAAGAAAAUCCAUCUUCACCCAUGGAGGGCUCCACUCAGACUGAGCUCUGCAGGGCGGGGGAAGGCUUAUAAAGCCUUGCCCCGCCCUGCAGUUAGACUCAGAGCACUCUGACAGUGUAAGUCUCUUCAUUUGGACAGGUAAAUGAAGAGACUGACAGGUAAGUCUCUACAUUUACCUGUCACAACACUCUAAAUGGUUGGCUUGAAAUCCACCAAUCAGUGCUCUGUGUCAUUUUACACAGCGUGGGAAAGUUCUUUGGAAUUUUCCCACGCUGUGUAAUUUGACUCAUAACACUCUGAUUGGUGGAUUAAGUAACCAAUCAGAGAGUAAUGAGUCAAAUUACACAGGUCACAUUAGGUCCCCCCUUAUUAGUAUUUAGGGCCCCCACCCACCGCUCAGGGGUGGGGGCCAGGGGGGAGGACAUUAGGUGUCCCCCCUUUUUUACUGUAGGGCCCCCACUCACCGCUCAGGGGUGGGGGCCUGGGGGAAGGACAUUAGGUCCACCCCCUUAUUAGUAUUUAGGGCCCCCACCCACCGCUCAGGGAUGGGGGCCAGGACAUUAGGUACCCCCCCCUUUUCUAAUUUAGGGCCCCACCCACCACUCAGGGGUAGGGGCCAGGGGGGAGGACAUCAGGCCCCCCCUCUUAUUUUACUGUAGGGCCCCAACCCACUGCUCAGGGGUGGGGGGCAGGGGGAGGACAUUAGGACCCCCCUUAUUAAUAUUUAUGGCCCCCACCCACCGCUCAGGGGUGGGGGCCAGGGGGAGGACAUUAGGUCCCCCCCCUUAUUUUACUGUAGGGCCCCCACCCACUGCUCAGGGGUGGGGGCCAGGGGGGAGGACAUUAGGUCCCCCCCAUUAUUAGUGUUUAGGUCCCCCACCCACCGCUCAGGGGUGGAGGCCAGAGGGGAGGACAUUAGGUCCCCGCCUUAUUAGUAUUUAGGUCCCCCACCCACUGCUCAGUAGGGGCAAAAUUUACUAAUACUAAGUAAUUUUUACUUAGUAUUAGUAAAUUUGUCUGAAAGACCAAUUUAGGUCUUUCAGCCUUUUGGUAGAUAACUCUCUAAUACCGUGGGAAUUAGGGAGUUAUCUACUAAGCGGCUGCACGAGAAGUCCAGAAGUUCUGAAUUGUUGAAGUCCCGAAUUUUGGAAUGCUGAACCGAACUGAAAAUUUUCUCCAUGCACAUGCCUAGAGAGAGGUAUCUCCUGGCCUAGUUCAGAGCAAGAUCAAAGGAACAUUAUAUUGUUAGAAAUACAAACAUGUUUUUCUAAUGCUAUAGUUUUAAUCUAUCUCUAUUAGUGUCCCCCCCUCCACUGUGUAAGUGUGGCAAGGGUUAGUUUUACUUACCUUUCAGCCCCCACCGAAAUUGGGUGGCUUGUGUGCACUCACAGCAAAACGCCAUGGUGCUCAAAUCAUCACCAUCUGACUGAAAUAGCUGAAUUUUACUUGAUCAUUUCGGACGAAUAAUCUACUGGAAUUUCCCAUCUAUAGCUAAUUUCUGUUGCAUGCAUGUUAAAGACUUGAUUAAGCUCAGGUAAGUACAUUAUUUAGCUUAAUGAUUUAUUCAAAGACAAGAGGGGCUCAAGAGAAGACAUCAGAUUAGUCAAGGAUAUUUUGGUGCCACUUGGCUUUGGUGGUAAGGAUUGUAUUGGGGUUAGGGUAGAUUAGCAAUAGACCAAAGCAAAUUAAUGUUUCAAGGGGCAGUUGUCUAAGGUCACGUUAUGGUUAAUCCUGUUCUGCUUGCAAUCCAUUCUCCAAACCCUAUACAUGAUAUCCAUUUUACAACAUUUUUUUCCCCAAGAUGGCCCAUGAAUCCACUGUGGACCACAUCAGCAUGGAUGGACCAGACUGCAAUAAGAUGCUUGGACAGCAGUUGCAGCAUCUCAACUUGUAUGGAAAAAAGGUUUGUAAGCACAUAUAUUAACAUAGUUCACCUACACAGCUGAUAUCAUCAUAAAGUGGACUUUCCAUAACGAAAAUAUAUUGAUGGCAAGGUUUUUCAGAUAGAUACAUUCAAUCAAUAUAAUGUCUUGUGGAAACAAGAAGAAAAUUUACAACAAUGGAGAUUUCAUUGUUGGCUUUGUGCAGCUGCCCCACCUCCACGUUACAUGUGACAUUCCUCCAUACCUAGUGUGCAGUUACACUUGAGCGGUUUUGGGUGCCAAGUGAGUCAUUUCUGGUGGCGGGAGUGGAUAUGUGUGUAAUAGAUAUUUACCGUAUUUGUAGGUGAAAUAGAAUUUAAAAAAACAAACAUUUGAGCAUUGAUAAUGGGAAAAUUAUACAAUGAUGUUGUUUUGGAGGCAUUCAUAAACCAUAUGUCCCAACAUCGGCAGUCCAAACAGGGGGAGAUCCCGUUUCUUAAGGAGGUGGACCGUUCCACCUUACUGGCAGGGAAUACACACAAGUGGGAGGCUGGGUGGACUUAAUUUAAAAUAAAAAGUUUGUGAGAGAAAAUGUGUGUCUGUCUGUCGAUGUGUGUGUCUCCGUCAGUGAGUGAGUGUGUAAGUGAAUGUGUGUGUAUGAGUCUUUUAGUGAGUGUGUGUCUUUCAGCGAGUUUGCGUAUCUACGGGUUUUCGUCUGUCAGCGAGUGUGUGAAUGUGUGUGUGUGUGUGUGUGUGUCUGUCAGAGAGUGUGUGUACAUUUUUGUGUGAAUGUGUGUGUCAGUUUGUAAAAUCAGUGAUGUGUCUGUUUGUAAGUGUGUGUGUGUCAAAUCAGUGAGUAUGUUACGGUACAUCUGUCAGUGAGUGUAUGUCAGUGUAUGUGUAUCUGAGAGUGUGUGCCUGUCUAUGAGUGGGUGUGUCAGUGUGUGUUGGUUAAACAGUGUGUGUGUGCCAAUGACUGUGUUUCUGUCAGUGAGUGAUGUCAGUGCAUGCGUGCAUGCAUCAGCAAGGGCAUGUGUCUGUCAGUCAAAGUGCGUGUUGGUAUUAAAUAGGAAGAGGUGCAGCCUUGACAGGAAGGGGUAAGGCAUAUUUAGAUUAGGGUGCCCGAGUUUAGUCAUACCUAGGGCAGCAAAAGAAAACACAAAAUACACUGGUUGGGAGUCGUGCAUAAACUACUGAACCCUUUGUCUUCUAAUUUAUCAUGCCUUCACACCCCUUUUAAUAGCAUUAUUUUCCCUUAAUAACCGUUAUUUGUUUUGUAUGAGGAUAAAACAGCAUACACAGAGAGAGAAAUAACUCUAUCCAAGUCCUUUACUACAUAGACAGUGCUUUAAAAACAAUAUUGGCCAAUAAAUUGGCCUUAUUCAAUAUAGAGCUGGGUUCUCUCAUUCAGUUUAGUAUACCUGAAUUGUACAGUUUAGAAGCAAAACUGUGUUCAUUGCAUAACCGUCAAUCACCUCCAAUACAUUUAUAUAACAAACAUUACAAUUUAGAUCUGAAUGAACUGUGGCAUCUAAAACAAAAAUACAGUGUUGUGGAAAAUUGAUGAGCAAUAUGCAGAUCACAGACCAACAUUGCAGAAUUACAAACAUUUUUCCAGUUCUUCAGAAUUGUUUUAGCUCAGCUACUUAGACCUAAAUGUCCCAAUACUUUGUCACUUCUGCACAAUUCAUAGAUUAGCAAGGAAAUCCAUUAUUGAUAGACCAUUCCAUGUCUUCAUGGUCUUCCAAAUUUGUUUAAUUAGAAAUUUAGUAUGGCCUGUUUAGAUGAAAACACUAUCUAUUCCUUCCUGUAAUUGGACGUUUGUUUUUGUGGCAGAGGCUAAAGCAACUGAUGGAAGAAGCAAGUGAGGAGGACGAAGAUAAUUGAGAUGUUUACAAUCAUUACAUUCAGCCGAUUAUUUUCAGUACAGCAGGAAUACCUCAAGUCACUGAGCACCUACAGUUUAUUCUCCAGGACAUAAAUACUCUCGUCAGAGACUCACAGUCCAUAAGUAUUAAGUUGUCUUAGGAGGACCACACCAUCCAACUGUUCUGAAACCCUCUGCAUCUGCUUCAUAUAUAAGCAGAUAGCACAUCUAGACCUGGAAAGGCCAGCACUGGAGUCUCCCCCUGUUACCGAACUACAACUUCAAUCAUUCUCAGCCAGAUACAGAAAGGCUUAAGGGUGAUAAACUCUGGCAUAGUUUCACACAUAAAUGCAUUAACCAACAGGUUAAUUUGUAAUAAUUCAUGAUAAAUAAUGUUUACUACCAGCUUUCAUCUGAAUGCCAUUUUACUUUCAUUACCCUUGUUCUUUUUCAAACUAACAAAGAAUGACUUUACUAAAGAAAAUGGAAGCUUCUAUAGCUGUAACCACGUCAUUGUUAAUGUGAUGUUAAAUGUUGUGCGUGCCGGGAUCACUUACCAACACCAACUAAACCUUUCCCUUUCUGAGCUUUACAGUGUGUCCAUUCUAGCAAUGAUUGUAUAACAUUGAAAGUAGGUGUAUAUAAAUCAAUUUACCUCGCCUGAUCGAACUAGGCAAUAGGUACUGGCAUUUUGUAUAAAUUACAAUCAAAAUUCUCUUAAAUCUACUUGCCUUGCCUGUAUUGCCCAUGACCAUGUAAGUGGUUCCCACUCAGGUCUGUGAGGCCAAGCAGACCUCCCCAUAUUUUCACCAUUGAAUUAAGUACGUAGGUUUACCUGAGAUAUGAUUGGAAUCAUGCAAAAUAUAAUGUGAUGCAAAUGAUGGCCUAGCUCUGUCUUUUUUUACAAGCCAGAUGUCACAAUGAAAUCAUCUUAAAGCAAGCAUGUCAAACUCAAAGGCUUACAUGGGCAAAAUAAACAAGGUUUAUGUUUGUUUGGGCCGUAAAAAAACAGAAACUUCAGUUUUCAUAGAAACAUAGGUUUAUUUAGAAAAGUACAGUAUAAUAAAAGUUGCCUGACACUGGACGUCUUCACGCUCGUAGGGCUUCAAAGUAAACAAAAGAGCAAAUUUAUUUUAAGGAGACAUGCAUUUGCAUAUAACCAAUGUUUCAGUUCAACUACCUUUUUGGUAAUGGGACUCAAAUGGUGAAUGUAUGCUGUCGCACAGCUGUAAAAAAACAACUGAUGUUAUCUUGUUGAUUUUGAAGUGCUAUAAGUGUGUUCUUCCCUUUGGCUGAGAUCAUCAAACUUGAUAAUCCCAGCCAAUCCAAUGCUUUCCCAUAGGAAAGUAUUGGGAGGCUAUUGUGCAUUUGUGGCAAAAAGCUGCGUGGCCAAUCAGCAUCUCCCUGGGGAGCUUUCAGAGCCUCCAUUCAGACCCAAUCUAAUACACUGCCCCCCUCCCUCCACUCUAAUAUGCUGCCCUCCCCAAUUUAACACACUACACAGGAAGGUCCCCCAAGCCCUUCUUCCCCUACCUUAAGAUAAGCAGCCCAUCCUCCAGUUCCAGCCCUGCUCUUAUCUGCUCAAGCAGGCCAGAGGCUCCUCUGGCACUGCGAGCAGGAGUGAAGAGGGAGUGGCUGGCCUGCUCUACAGACAGACACUCUGCACUCUUGUGGCUGUGGGAGGGAAGACAAGAAUCAGACAGUGCAGGCAGGCUGCAAAUAUCUUCAUUGUGGGCUGCAAGUUUGACAUGCUUGUCUUAAAGGAACAAAUGUGUAUUCCCGACCACAUAGGUCUAAAAAGCGGUUUAGGCCCCCUGCUCACCUUUUUCCAGUGCUGCACUCACUCAGUGAUCUACUCACCUUUUUCCAGUGCCGCACAGGUCUGUAAACAUUUGGCCCUGCCCACACUCUGUUCCCAAUCCAAUGCAUUCCUAUAGGAAAUAAUUGGAAGGCUAGCGCACCAAUCAGCAUCUUCUUGUAGAAAUGCAUUGACUUAAUACCUCUCUAUGGGGAGAGUUCAGUAUCUCCAUGGAGAGCAUGACCCAGGAAGCACCUCUAGUGACUGCUACUGGAGGUGCCUCUAGGCAGUAAUGUAAACACUGCCUGUUCUAUGAAAAGGCAGUGUUUACAAUAAAAUGCCUGCAGGGACAGGCAAUAGACACCAGAACAACUAAAUUCCUGAGAUGGCGAACAGAUAAUUGCAAUAAAUUCUCAGAUUAAUUGGCAACCACGUUUGCCCGACCUUACAGCUCCCGAUUACUGCGGGAUAUUUGAAGGAGUGGAUGUACAUGAACAGCUCAAAGAGAAUAUCUAUGCUUAAAUUCAAGAACUAGAGCCUCAAACAUUAACUUAUGUUAUGAACAAUGCAAUUGAAAGUGUCCCACUUUGCGAGGCAGCAAAUAGAGCUCAUUUCUAAGAUGUCAUCUUUCAUACCUAGUCAAUCAACUCUCCAUACAUUAAGCAUUCAUUGUAUGUAAUAUCAUUGAAAUUGGUUCAUUAAUAAAUAAAAACGUUAUGGACUCCUCAAACCCCAAUUUGAAUUUUAGCCCACCCUGUAUAAACUUGAAUGAAACAUAACCAAAAAGAAAAGAAACAUAAAUAAAAUGGUGUAUGCUGUGAUAAAUUUAAAUGGUGAAACAUAACUAUUGACUAACUCACGUUAUGUAGAGCCAAUUAUAAUAUUUCUGGCUCAAAAGGAACUGCAGAUGGUACCUUAUAAGAGUCCACCACACCUCUCCUCUGUGUGUGGAGUGUUUUGGCAGGAUUGACCUCAGGAGGGAAAUAGGAAUGCAGUUAGUGCAAAAUCAUUAGUAACCUUUUCAAUAAUAUAAGAUUUAAAUGCACUCAUGUGGUUACGAGUACUGAUGUCGCGAACCGUUCGUGGCGAGCUCCGGUCAGCUGACACAUCCCGGCCAAUCUCCAGCAGACCCUCCCUCCUCCUGGACAGCAUCCAUGUUGAAGGCAUCUUCAACAUGGAUGCUGUCCAGGAGGUGGGAGGGUCUGGGAGGGAGGGUCUGCUGGAGAUUGGCCGGGAUGUGUCAGCUGACCGGAGCUCGCCGUGAACGGUUCGUGGCGAACCGUUCGCGGGAAGUUCGCGAACGGUUCGCGGCAUCACUAGUUACGAGCCUUAAAUUUCAGUAACAUACCCCACUUUUUGCAGCAAAACGGAUUCUUUCGAUAGUCACCUCUCUGUUAAAUAUACUUUUAUUUGAAUUCAGAAGCAAAAUAUAUUCUUAUAGGAAAUGUACAAUUUAACCCAACAAUUUAUUUUAUAUAUAAAUUGUUAAUUUUCAUACUUUCAUGUUGGUUACCAGAUGACCACCAUAUAUCCUGGACACUCUCAUAUUGAUCAUCACAUGAAAACCUCUUCCCUACUUAAUGAGGAAUUUACAUGGCUCUGGAGAGAAAUUGGAUAAAAUUCCAGCCAUUCCUUUGGAUUUCUUCUUGGUCAAUGAUUAAGGUUUGUCAGCAUAUGAAUAUUAUGUCAUACAAAACAGCCCUUUUAAUGGGCUGCCCAAGAAUAUGAGCACGUGAUAUUUGCCCAGGAAAACAGGAAAGAUCCAGUAGAUCUGGAAACUCAUAAUACAAUACCUCUAUGACUGGCAACUGAGCUUACUCACUUUUUCAUACUUAGCUUUCCUGUGCAUCCUUAACCCCUUAACGACCAAACUUCUGGAAUAAAAGGGAAUCAUGACAUGUCACACGUCAUGUGUCCUUAAGGGGUUAAACAGACAUAUUCACAAGAAUGUUUUCUUGUAAUCUAUUAAGUACUAACAAAUGCCGUAGUGUUAGAUACAUUAGUGAAAAGUGUUUGCUGCAAAAAGUCUGAAGGGAAUGAUUCUACUCACCAGAACAAAAUACAAUAAGCUGUAGUUGUUCUGGUGACUACAGUGCCCCUUUAAUGAAAUACAGUAAUACAAAUAUAUCUAACUAGCUACAGUUUAACAAUCACUGUUAUGUUGUGAUUUAUAACUCAAAUCUCACUGCCUGUGUCAGUGAGGCGUUUUUCCCCCCUGCUAGACCCAGGUAAAGGAGGACGACACACUACUAAUAGUGACAGGCUGUCACCCAGGGGCAGACUUAUGCCCCCCACCCCACUCCCAGACUGCACAAAACUCAAUUAGUACAGAUGUUAAAAGAAACAUGACAACAGCUAUUUUUUGCAAAGGCCAAUCUAAUCUUGACCAGCUAGCUUUUGAGAGAUGGCUGUUGUUGGCGAGGUAGAUUUUGUGGAGUAUAUACUUUAUUUAGAAAUAAAUGUAUUUCCUCCCCUUUACCAUCACUAGCUGCCAUUGUCUAGCUCGACAUCCAAUUAUGUUCAGUCCGCACUGCCAUAGUGCAUAACUGCAUGAUACUCUAGCUGGGUAUGAUUAUUUACAGUGAUUUACGUACUUUACAUCUUUUAAUAAAUAUGCUUUAGUUGGAUAUGAAAAAUACUAUCAGCUGUGUGAAAUUAAUAAAGAGGUGACUAUAUUAGACUGCAGCCACCAUAAUGUGUACUCUGUUUUCAGACACUGAUGCAUUUGUACUUGAAAAACAAACUGUUCAAGUUUUUAAAUUAGAACAAUACAUAGUCAAAAAAAAACAUAUAUGCAACGACUUAGCUAUGCCUUUCGUUUAGGUGUACGCUGGCUUAUAUUGUAAAAGAAAUAAAAUGCAUAUGGUGUUUAAACAAAUCCUGUCGUUUAUUGUUUAAUAUAGUCAUGCUUUCCACAUGGCUGUGUGCAAUACAUAUUAAUUAUGGGAUUUUUCAUAUAAAUUAGAAGAGCUCCAUACCUUUUCUCAGGUAAAAAAAACAAGAACACUUGGGAACUGUGGUUUUGGAGAUAAGAAACUAUUACCAGGCCAGCUGGCUCAACCCAGCUUGUAUCUAAUGUUUUGGUAAUGCUGUCCAGGCCCGAUUCCUGUCACGCAUUAGCUCUGCAGUGGUUUGCUGUAGGUUUGUGAGAAUCUGUUUAAUUCCAAAAUCUGAAAUUCACUCUGCAUUACAGGCAACUCACACUUUGGUGCACAACCUUGUCAGCAUUCCUAGAGUUUAGCUACAUUAUAUUAACCAAUUCAAACUUCUACUCAAUAACAGUAAAUGUACUGCUGUAAACUUAUUUAUGCAGGUCUUAUUGGAUAUUGUAAAAAUUACACGACUCUUGCAUUCUAGACAUGCUUUAAUAAUAUAAAUGCAGGUUACACCUACAGUUUAUAGACAUAAGAGAUAAUGGGUACUUCAUAAUUUGUCCAAGUUCAUACGCAAAACACUUCGGACAAAUUUGAAUAAGAGCAAAACCACAAUAUCUUGGUGUAAUGGGAGGCAGUAGCUUUCAUUUCAUACUUUGCAAAAAACAAAAAACAAAAAAAAAAAACAGUCACUACAGAAUCCAUAGUAUUGUUUUAAAAAUGAAAUGCAUGAGAAAACUUAAAAAGUAGUAACAGGGCAAGCCAAAAACGCCCCCCACAUAUACCUGUAGGACAUUUAAAUACUAGAUUAAUUUUAUUUUACAUAUGGCAGACGUGCACCCUCUGGUCAGUCAAACUUAUCAAAAAGAUAUUGGAUUGGGUGUGUGCUUCAGACUUUAAGCAGGGUGUAAACCUCAAGGCCUAAAAGAUCCAAAGCAAGUCAGUUUUGGGGCAUCCGUGCAGAGGUGAGUUAAACAGUUUCAAUUAAUCUGACUUCUCCACCUGUGCGUAAGCAGGAAUAUCCAGUCCUGCCAUUUUGCGUUCUUAACCCGAUAUAUAGACAGAGGUACGUAAAAAUUUGGGCAUUAAAACAUACUGUACACUUCACACCAAUUCUCUUACAGUAUCUCUUGUAUGUAUAUGUACAGAGAUUUACACUGCACACCAGUUCAAUGGGGGUAGUUAGCCCCCUACUUCCACUUGACAUGAAGCAGUUGUGUUUUAUCUUGAAACUGUAAUUUCAAGAACAUUGGACAUACUAUAAGAAUGUAUUGGCCAUUAAAUACAACAAUUAGUGCAGAUACAAGUAAAUAAAUAAGGUAAGUUUAAAAAAACAAAACAACACUCAAUAGAGUGAAAUUGGGUUAAAUAUAUAUAUUUUUGCAUUGUUUAUUGUCCACAAUAACAUGGGACAUAUUUAAUAACACUGCACAGUAAACAUUCUUUUACAUUUGCUGAGCGCAAUAUUUUAGCUCUAUUCAAUGGGGUGGAGGGAUGGUAUUGGGGAGACACAGUGAGAACACUGGAACAGGAGAUAUGGACAACCCUGUUCAGUCUAGAGGACAUAGAGAACAAUUACACAAGAGGUUAAAAGCAAGUUGAAAGGUUAAAAGUAUAUGAAAUUGACAGUUAUGCAAUCUCAAUUUAACUAAAAUGCUGAGAGUACCUUUACAGCAGGGCUGUCCAACCUGCGGCCCGCGUUACAGUAAUGUGGCAAAGGGCAAAAAGGAAAGAUAAUUUGUGUUAAAGGUAGACUGCAGUAGAGACAGAAAUGACACGGUCAUUUGUGAGUGUCCAAGACAAUGGCUUUCUACAAGAAAAAUGCAGACCAACAGUAUUUCUAUAAGUGGGAGUUGCAGAUGUGGAUAUGAACAAAUGACCGGUUAAGGUCACCAGAAAGAGACACCGAGCAAUAGUCCUAAGUGUGUAAUCAAGACUAAGGAUGGCUGAGGAGAGUUGGAACGAAGAGAGUUAGUCUGGUAUAUUACAAACCACUCAAGCAACCUCCAUGCUAAAUGGAAUAAAAGCGAUGAGACUGAAGUUAGAUACAGUUAGACGAGAAUAUUUUGUAGGAUGGGUGUAAUUAUUGCAUGCUUGAAGAAAGCGGUGAAAAAGUUACAUAACAGAGAGAGACUGAAGAUCCAGUCUUAAGACUCAAAUCUUACAUUUUACUCAUAUUGGCAGCCGGUUGAUGGAAGGUAAAAAUUACCAAAUUUGCUAGUAGUCUUACUGGGCUAAGAAGACCAUGUAUAAGUGCAAAGUAAAUAAUUUUAGUCUCAAUUCAAAUCUGGAAAGAAAAAGCAGCAAACACCAUACCAGUAAAUUCUUGACAUAGUCUAUUAGCAAAACCAUCUGCUAGAUAAAAGAGAUGUUAGCGUGAACUGGUAUUUCCGGCUUAUGGACUUUCUCACUGGUGUCCAGUUGCACGGAAAUAGAAGAAUGACAAAAUAAAGUUAGCCUAGACUCUUAAAAAGCCAUAUUAUACAUUUCGUGCAACGUGCAGCAGGUAAUGCAGGCAACCUUGACACAGAUGCUCAGAGUACAUAGAUGCAUGGACAGCCAGUGCACUGUACUUUCUUUUACAAGCCAUAAGUGGUAUCUGGGGUAUGUCAUACUGGUCCUUCACUCUGUUCGGUAGAGUCUUGCUUUAUCAUCAGUUCAAGAAGGUGUAAGUCUGCCUCCUCUGGUAGAGCUUCAUUUCUUGUGUACAGGUAGGCAUCUGUAUCUGCCGUGUCCAACAGCUCUGUAAGUGAGGCCACUACGGUGUCAUGUUCCUUCAAGGUUUCUGGAUAGCAAGACAUUGCCUGGUUGAUCCGUAAAGACCUCCGUAUAGGGGUUAGGAAUUUCCACUCUUGGCUGGCAGGCUCUUUCUUUUUGCUG